AUGAAUCCUCAGCAGCGGAUUGCCGCUCUCGGAACAGACAAGGAAUUAAGUGACCUGCUGGAUUUUAGUGCGGUAGGUAGGAUUUGUAUUUGCCUCCUUUCAUUCAUGUAAAGAAAUCUUGCGGGGCUGUGGUUGUCAUGACCACACGCACAAAAGCACUUCUCAUCGCUAAGUUCAUACAAGUGUCCAUAAGGGGAGAUGAUUAGCUUUAUUACCUGCUACAUGCAUUUUAAAUGUUAGUAGUGACAUAUACAUAUUAUCUACAAUUACCUGCACUUUAUAUCUGUAAACCGACUUAAAACCUUUCAAACCUCAUUUGCACUACUGUAAAUACAUCCAAUAUUGCACUGAAUCUGAAUCUGAAUCUGAACUAUUGCAUAAUUUAUCUGUCAUAUGCUUAUAUUUAUAGUCUGUUUAUACCCUUCAUUUUUAUAACCAUAUGUAUAAAUUGUUCAUAGCCUGUACAUACUUAUAGUUAUAGCAUAUUCAUAUCAAUCAAUCAGUCUUUAUUUAUAUAGCACUUUUCAUACAUAACAUGUAUCACAAAGUGCUUUACACAGAAAAAGGAAUAAAAGAAACAAAGAAUACCCAAACCCAACCCCUCAUUCCCACCCCAUGAUCUAAAUGCAACAGAAACAGUAUUAAAAUGCAUAAAUUUAAAAAGGGCUUGAUUUCAUGGAAACAGGAAUGUGUGCACUGAGGAAACGUCAUUUUAAAACUCAAGAUAAGGAAACACGGGAGGUUUAGGUUAAAAUCUAAAAAAAAAGAAAAAGAGAAUGAAAUUUAAGAAAUAAUAAAUAAAAUGAAAUAAAAACAACAGUAAAAGACGCUAAAAUAAGAGCACCAAAAUAGCUCAAUAAAAGAUGAUCUUGUGAUAAAACUAGAAUAGAUAAAUGCUAAAACACUUAAACAGAGCUAAUGAUAUCAAAUUUAGUUAAAAGCAAGACUAAAAUGGUUCGUUUUCAGUUUGCUUUUAAAAUCAUUAAGAUCAUAGCAAUAUUAUAUACCCGUGAUAUACUCAUGUAAAUAUCUCCUUCAUAACCUGUACAUUUGUAAAUAUAUUUAUACUUGCUUAGCAUUUCUGGAUGGAUGCAAACUGCAUUUCGUUGCUCUGCACUUGUGACAUGUGCAAUGACAAUGAAGUUGAAUUCUAUUCCAUUCUAUUCUAUUCUAAAUUUCAGGUCACCUGCCACUGCGAUUGAUGAAUUUUUUGUUUCGUUGAUUUAUGCAAAUCUUAAGUUUAGAGUUCUAAUAUUAUUUUUUAUAGUCUUCAGAAGAUGCAACCAAGCAAAUGACGUAAUCAGAAAAACUCAGUGAUGGAAACAAGGAAAGAGGUCGAUCUCAGAGGCAGCUGUUGAUUGAUUUUAAGACCUAUCCCUAAAUUUGGGACUCAUGUUGGAUAAUCUGAAUGGUUGCUCUCACUCUUGUUUCUCUAAUAUAUGACCACGUUCUUCUCUUCAGAUGUUUUCUCCACCUGUAAAUGGAGGGAAGAACAGGCCCACUACACUUGGAAGCAGUCAGUUCAGUACAUCAGGUAGGACCUAAUUUCAACAAACCUUGGGACAUAGUCUCAGUUUUCAGUCUUGUGUAUGGCCCCAACCCCUUGACUGAGAUGUUGAAAUCUGGUACUUGGAACAAGAGUUCUCCACCUGGAAUUAUACUCAAGAGUUGUUGCUGCAAACAUGUGGAACAAAGGGAGGUUUGAUGGUGUAAUAUCAAUGGAUAGUAACAAUGUAAAUGUCCUCCAGUUCUGUACUGAGGUACGUUUUUUGAGUAUCUAUACUUGAGUAUUAUUUGUAAUACUGGCUUUACAUGGCUUUUACUGUGUUACAUUAGAAAUACAAAUAUUGUAUGUCCGUUUCCACCACAUUUCUAUUAAUUUUCUCGUAACUGUCUUCUUUUGCUCAAGAGUCAGCUGAGGAGUUUUCAGUGCUUUCCAAAAAUCCAAUCCAAUAGAUAAUAAACAGCAUUUGUGUAGUUUUGCACGUGGUUUGUCUCGAGCGUUGCUGUACUUUUACAUUGCAUGACUUUAUUGUUGAAUGUAGAGCAAAAGCAGAGAAAACAUCUCUAAGGUUAGGCAGUACCUUUAGAGAUCGUCACAAUGACUGUAAUGGCUGAAGCGGUAACUGCAAAGAAGAAUUACUGCGAUAUCAUUAAAACAAAGGGCUGUGCAUGGUAGGUCAAUUCCACAACCACACGACGUCACUCCUCCAAAAGUUAUGCUCGGACCUUGAACAGAUAUUUACACAGGAAUAUUGGAACUUAAACGGCCGUAACACCAAAUCUGAUUGAGGUUAUGGAGUUGUUUUCCAUGGUGAAGAAACUGACAAUUGAGUCAGUGCUUCAAAACUUUGACAAAAAAAAAAAUGUUAACAUAAAAAACAGUUGAGCAUUCCACCUGGCUCAUGCUGCGACAGAUAUGAUCCCCACAAUCCAAGAAAAAGUAUUUAUCCAAACGCAUCAUAACCAAAAGAUUCAUGGAUUACUUCAAAACGUAAAAGGCCUUACGCUCUUGCUCAAGUUGUCUGCUGUCCAUCCUUACAUGUCAGCACAAAUUCAGUCUCCUUACCUGCUCUUUUUUAGCUGAUGUCCUUUGAGAUUCUGUCUGCUGCCACAGUGCUGCCCUCCUGUUUGAGGUCAAAUAACGCAAAGAUGAUAAUGUUGAGAAAAACUGAAACAGAGGUCAAAGAUUUUGAUAAUCAUUCAUCAAAUGAAGGUCCAUGUCAGUGGUUUCGAAAACAAAACCUGUUAACUUUAAACAGAUAAAUGAACCUGUUAAGUAAUCCUGCAGACCCUGCAGAGAGAAUCCCCUCGCUACAAUAGUCCUAAUGACUGUGUGGAUUCUUCACCUGAGCAUCCAUGGCCAUAUCUCAUACCCAUUUUGAGGAGUUUGAAAUGAAGGAUGAUUGCUGUGUAAAAUCUUGACUCUGUUUAUUGUGCACAGCCUACAAAAAGUCUCUGACCUACCUGAGAAAGUCUGUCGAGGUAUGUGGAUAAAUAUUUGCAUGAGCCCCGCUGAACAUUUGAAACAAAGUUGUCUUGCUUGUCAUAACCUUGCUGUGAUUAGUUCUUGAGAUAUCUGGAUACUAAAGCGACGAAGAAGAGGAACAGUAUGUUUUCUGUGUGGAGAGGAUCUUGUUUAUGCUGCAGGUGAGGGCAUCCCUAUCCACAGUUGUGUCCAAAAAAUAAGCUGGUUGCUGGAUGCACAUUCAACCUGUGCAGGGAUCAUCCAUGUGAGACAGCCGUCUCUGUUUGUUUCUGUGGACAGAGACACUCCAGACUGCAGUUAAUUUUGUACAACGGUAGAUCUCAUGGAUAUACAGAGCAACACCAGACUCCAUGAUCGAUCCAGUGAUGCGUUUUUGUUUGUCGGUCUAUUGUGUUCUCCUUUUUUCCAGCACUGCAGUAGUGAAUGAAGGUGUUUUUAAUUAGUAAUUUAAUAAAUAUGUUUUGGUCAGAACAUGCACAAGUAUUGGAGAAGGAUACAUAUUAAUUGUUUCUGUCUUUUGCUGCAUUGGUUUAUUGAUAAUUCGUCAGAAAGUAGAAGUGAAGUGAUAUUUAUUUCAAGAUGAUGACUAACUUAAAUAUUUCAAUAUGGACCUUCAUUGUUUUGCAUUUGGUGACUUUUGUUUGAAUAAAAGACUAAAAUUCCAGUCAUUCGUUUCAUCCUUGAAAUUUUCUGAAAAGUAGAGUUAGAAUCUCAUGAACUCAAGUCUUUUUCUGUGAGCUGAGUGUCUUUGCUUUGACUGCAGUAAUGAAGUUGUGUACUUUUCCCAUUACUACAAAGACAGAGGAAUUCACAUGAAACUUAGUGAGCCUCUGAUUUACACGCACAUGUAAUUGUGAUUUUAAGAAAUCACUUUAUUUUUGGUUUGUCUUUGAGCACCUGAACAGAUUUGGUUGUACUACCAAGAGUUCAGAUUCCCUGCUUCUGGAUCGCUUCCUAGUUAUAAAUACCGCAGGACAUUAAUCUGAAGCCCAUCUAUUGUCUGAUGUGGUACUAGAGAAAGCCAACAAUCAGGCUUUCUGUUUUCUGAAAGCUUGUUUUGUUUGCAUCCACAAAACCUUGUUGUCGUCAGUUAUCUGUGAGACGAAAGACACACACUUAUUGGAAAGUGAACAAAAAGACAAAGAAAGACGAACAGAGCUGUCACUCAUGAACUGUGAGUUAAACAAUACCUAAUCAUUCAAGUGAACAGGAUGUUGUCUGUGUGUGUGUGUGUGUGUGUGUGUGUGUGUGUGUGUGUGUGUGUGUGUGUACUCUUUCUUAUGUCAAACUGAUGUUGGGGUCCACGUUAACUUUCCUGGUGUACUGAAUCGACUCCUCUUUAAAGCAGUGUGAAGGUUCAGCUUUCUUACAUCAGAAAGUCAAGUGUACUUAUGAGGCGGUCAGUCAUUAUGUGUUUUUUCUAAUUUUGGAUCUUAAAUUAAGAUUAGUUGCUGUUUCCUGUCAAAUCACAUCAAUGUAAGCGAGAGAGACAACUCUUAAUGACUGUUGCUAAUGCUCAGUGUCAUGCAGUCUUUAGCUUUGUGUCGAAGAUGCAUCACACUGUCUUAAUGUGAGCUGUUUUAUGUACAUCUUAAAAUUAUUACUCAUAAAAUAAUAGUUAGCUUGGUAUACUUCCUCUGCAUCAUCCAUGAAAAUUGAGAGGAAAUGUUUUAUUUUGUUGUAACAUUAUUUGAAGGAGAAGUUGCCCACUCUUACCAUUAUAAGCAGCUUAUGUCAAAUGUUGGUGUUUGUGAAAGGAUGUUUUCUGUUCUGUUCUAUUUUACUUCAAAAUUGAUCCAAAUGAAUAUAAUGUGAAUGCCUUACAGGGACUGAAUAUAUGAUGUUAUUUCAAUGGAACAAGAAUCUCUGUAGUUGAUGUAUACUUGGACAAAUACUGGAUUAUUUAUGCCAAUAGUUGUUUAUUUGAGAGUUUGGAAAUCUGAAUGAUUUAUAUUUUUAUAGUAAUUUAUUUAUUGGAACAGAUUCUUGAUUUUGAUACCCAAGGUUUAGUUUCUGAAAUAUUGAAACGUAAGCUUGUCUUAUGUCGCAACGUCUCCCUCAUUGACAAACACCAGUACCUUCAUGUAUGUGUGAAACUAAUACUAGCUGUAAUAACAACAUGUCUGAGUUACCAGUCUAACCUGCAGUAAACUGAUAUCAUCUGAUGCAUCAACUAAACUAAUUUUUCGGUCCGUCUCUCUCUCACAUUGGUUUAUAUUUAGUGUGCUCUAGCGAGCAUGAAUGUAAAUGAGACUAAAUCAUGCAAAAAGUACGAAAAGUUGAUUUGAAAAUGAACUGCAGCACCUCAGAGUGUAUAAGGCCUAUAGAGGGUAAAUCCCUCCUUCUGCCUGCCUGCAGUAUGUGCUCCUGUGUCUCUGAUCCUCAAGGUAGGGGAAGCAGUGCCAUAAGUGAUUGAGAACAUAAGGCAAGUGAGUGUGCAGACAGAAGUGUGGAAAUUGCAGGGAAUGAGAGUUUGGAUUAUUGCAUCUCAGCUGGGCAUAGACAGAUAAUUGAGGCAGAGUGGGACUGGCGAGACCCUUCAAAAGUGUGCCAGAAAAAGAUGGAUUGGAAAAAAUAGCCAAAGUGGCUCCGGCAGACACUCAUCAUUCCUCCCUCCAGCUGUGUUGAUGAUGCAAAUGUGAUGAGGAUAUUGACUCUUUAGUGUAGCAGGCCAGUGGAUGGCUGCUGUUGAAAGGGUAAUUUUCAUUUAGUGCUAUGUAGUGGUUUAUUUGUGAGCUGUGACCAGCACCUUGUUUAGGUUGGCUUGUCAGUCACUAGAUGCGUAAUCAAAUGUUGGAGCUCAGUUUGGUCACAGCAGAGGGUCUGGCUUCAGUCCUGAGUGAGUUCAGAUGAAAAAAACAACUAAGAUCUUUUAAAACUUAAAAAGGGUUUGUCAUUUAGCUCACACUCUAGUCACAUGGAACCUGAUCUUUGUAUUUAGACAACACCAGAUCUGGAUUUUUGUGGUGACACUUUGCUAUGAACAGUCAUGUGACAUUGUGACAUAACAUUUAUCAGUUUAGUGUUGAUGACGACAGAUGAGGUUAAAAUUAACUCUUGACUUACCAAAAUAUUCAUCACUCUGCACCACUGCAUGCUGCUCAGUAAAUGAAUGCAGGCCAGUAAACUGCCAGUGAACAUUUUUAAUAUGUUUGAGAACAAAGAAUGUAUUAAAAAUGUUAUAUGGCUGCCCCCCUUCAAAGAUAACACUCUUAAUUUCUAAUUAAGUAUGGUAUGGUGUUGUUAAACUAAUGAAUGAUUAAUAAAACCAAUAUAUGUACAACCAUGAUUAUUACAAGACCACCAAAUCCUCUAACUGCUGAAUCCUGAAUAGAGUAGUUGAUUGUACUGUGCCUAUCUUUUGUGAAACACUCACACAGUUGUGAUCGGACAGUUUAAAGACAGAGUUGUACUUAAUGACUGCUGUGGGUACUGGAGAUGUAAUGUAUCUGCAUGUUUUUCCUGGUAAAAUCUCAGUUGUCUUUUAAAGUUAUUUUAUGUAAUGAUUUUUUAUGCAAAGUAUAACAAAGUGUGCCGGCAGUUGACUGAAUCAAACAUUGACCUUUAAGUGUGUUGACCAUCAUGAGAGAUUAUACCAAUCAUGUCACACUUAAUGUAAUCAUUAACUAGAAUAAUACAGGCUUAGCAGAUGAAAGAAUUCUUCUUAACUUACUCAAAUAUUUAUUUGGAUCAUACUGAAGAGUCAUUUUAAAGAAGAAGACACAUCAUUUCUUAUUGACUCUGUGUCCGUUUUGUGGUUUAUAUUCUGUGUUUUUGGUGAAGUAAUGUGUUUGGUUAUAAAUUCUCUUUCUUCAGCUCUUCUGGAAAUAAUUAUGUCAAAUAGAGUCAAAAGGCUCUGAGUUAGUCAAAAAGCAGGACUCUGUUUUGUUUACAUUACCAUUACGUUAUUUGAACUUGCCAGACUGUAAAUGCUGUACAUGAUGUUCUUUUGGAGGCACGUCCUAGACCACUCACACUUUAAAAGUCAUAACACUUCAUGUGUUUUCAGGUUUUCACUUAAAUAACUUUCUAAGGAUUGUUUUAGUCAUGGUUUUCAAGCUUAGCUUAUUGUCCAUCCAUUCAUCUAUCUUCAGCUCCUUGUUUGGGGUCGGGUCACGGGGGCAGCAGCCUGAGCAGAGAAGCUCAGACUUCCCUCUCCCCAGCCACUUAGUCCAGCCUUUCCCAGGGGACCCUGAGGCGUUCCCAGGCCAGCUAAGAGACAUAGUCUCUCCAGUUAGUCCUGGGUCUUCCCCGCGGUCUCCUACCGGUGGGAUGUGCCCUGAACACAGAGGAAGGCAUCCUCAUUAGAUGCCCAAGCCACCUCAUCUGACUCCUCUCAACGCAGAGGAGCAGUGGCUCUACUCCGAACCCCUCUUUAAUGACUGCGCUUCUCACCCUAUCUCUAAGGGAGAGCCCAGCCACCCUGCCGAGGAAACUCAUUUCAGCUGCUUGUACUCGUGCUCUUGUUCUUUUGGUCACUACCCACAGCUCGUGACCAUAGGUGAGGGUAGGAUCAUAGAUCGACCGAUUUAUCGAGAACUUUGCCUUUUGGCUCAGCUCCCUCUUCACCAAACAUAUCUGUGCAGCGUCAACAUCACUGCUGACCCAGCAGUGAUCCACCUGUCAAUCUCCUGCUAUCUUGAAGACUCCAAAAUCAAUCUCAAAUCUCCAACAUCACGCAACUGGACUGUGUAGACAGUCCAAUUGCCUGAUUUUGGAGUCUUCAAGAUAACCAUGACCUGGAUGAAUGAGAAUCUACAUGGACAUCUCCUGCUCCAUUCUUCCGUCACUCGUGAACAAGACCCUGAGUUACUUGAACUCCUCCACUUGGGGCAGGAUCUCAUCUCCAACCCAGAGAGGGCUUUUACACCUUUUUCUUGCUGAGAACUGUGGACUCAGAUUUUGAGGUGCUUAUUCUCAUGUCAGCCGCUUCACUCUCGGCUGUGGACCAAUCCAGUGAGAGCUGAAGGUCACGGCCCGAUGAAACCAACAGGACCAAGUCAUCUGCAAAAAGCAGUGACCCAAUCCUGAGGCCACGGAACCUGACUCUAAACGCCCUGGUUGCACCCAGGAAUUCUGUCCAUAAAAGUUAUGAACAGAAUCCAUGACAAAGGGCAGCCCUGGUGGAGUCCAACCCUUACUGCAAACGAGUCCGACUUACGACCGGCUAUGCGGACCAAGCUCUGUCGUACAGGGAACGAACCGCCCUCGUCAGGGUGUCCGGUACCCCAUACUCCCAGAACGCAGGAUUCCCCGAGAGACAAAGUCGAAUGCCUUCUCCAGGUCCACAAAACACAUGUAAACUGGGCAAACUCCCAUACACGCUCGAGGAUUCUGCUGAGAGUGUAGAGCUGGUCCACAGUUCAAAGACCAGGAAUUGAUGGUGAUAAACUUAAAUGUUUUAGUGACCGUCCAUCAAUGGUUUAAUUUUUCUUCUAUCUAAAAAUCUAUUCUCAUUUAUUUUGUGGCAAAUGUAUUAAUCCCACUCCAUUCGUCCAAAUAGUGCUUUUAACCUCAUCGUCCAUGGACAUGUAAACUGACAUCAGAGAGAAAAAAAAGCACUAACAAGUUGACAGUUUUUAAAAAAAGGUUGUCGAGUGGUUAAUUAAAAUUAACCUCAACGGUCAUUUGUGGUAUGAAUGUAUCGCCUGCAGUGUAUCUACUUUGCAUGACUCAACUCAGUGCGUCGACAAACUUUUCAUAUUACAUAGAUGUGCAGCUAAGGAACUGCUGGUUUAAAGCAUUAGAUAAUGUUAUUUAAUCACAAAUUGCAUAAUUGAGAUUUUUCUCUAUAAACAGAUUGCCUUGAUUAAUCUUAAGAUCGAGGUUUUAGUCAUCUUCUUUUCAGAGUGCGUCGAGUUCACAUUACAUCUUCAAAUUCAAGAACACACCAAAGUAUUGAGAAUGACUCCUGAAAUGGGACCAUCUGAGGAACAUGAGUGAAGGAUUAAACAGGCAGAAAUUGUUCAUGGAUUUGGUUAUUUUCUCGUCUUAUUAUGAUGGUGAAAUUGUGAAUGAACAACCAGAUAGUUCCUUUUUUUGCCAAAAAUGUGAGAGCUGAGAGCUUGCAGUGCUUUGGAAAUGCUGCAUUAUCCUUCAUCAAAAAAUAUUUCAUCUCUGAGACAAUUCUGAUAUUAAUUGAAAAGAGAAAAGCUCAGCCUUUUUUCUGAUUAUUUGUUGCUGGACUGGGAGCUUGAGGAGGAUGCAGCUGUUUAUGAAUGACCCAGCAGAGACCGACCCAGCCUGUAAUGAUUGCAAAGCUCUGUGCUAAGGAUAUGACACAUUUACAACUGUGCAUAAUUUUUCAGAACUAUCCAUCUGAUCUGAUCUGAUUUGGGAAUAAUUAUUGCUGGAAUUUCCAGGCCUGUCCAAAGCUACUUUUCUUAAAAAUUACAUUGUAACAAAAAUGAUGUUGUAAAUAAUAUUUGAGCUCAUGAGCUAAAAGAUUGACACAUAUUUGGAGACUUGUUUUUUAAUGCAGAUAUUCAACUAGUACUAUUUUAAAUAAAAUUGUCAUUAAAAGUAGAUGUUAAAAAAUUUAUGAAUAGGUGCAAAUCUGCAUGUGUGUAGUCUAGAAAUGAAGGCAAUACAAAUACUCUUCCCACAUGUAUAAUUCAUCUCUAAGUUUACAUUCAGCUGUUUACUCUUCCUUUUUGGCUCUGAGUUUGGUAAGGUGCCAAACAAAACAAAAACAAGGACUGACGUCUAUAUUUUUGUUGCAUGAUUUUGCACAUCUUAGCCACUAACUACUUAAAAGUAGUUCGUCAUUUGUGCUCAUGACAUCUUUGUUACAGCGAGUGCGUUUGUGUGUGUGUGUUUUUUCCCUGUUGCCUCUUGUUUGAGUGUCUUAUUGUGCAGCUUGUCUGUUCUUGGAGAAGAGAAGGGACCCUUGAGCUCUGGUGGGAGAUGCUAAUCAGACAAGAUGACAGCCAGUGGCCCAGAGAGCAAAUGCUGACCAUUGUUAUAUUCAGUGUAGAAAAGGCCUCAGUUGGGCUACAAUGUGUCACAUCGGUGCUGUCACAGUCCCCAAAUUUCAACCCAUGUGCUGCUAGUCACACAAGUAGAAGAUAAAUUCAUAGCUGAAGUUUCUGCCGUUGUGGUGGCAGUUAAUGUGAAUAAUAAUACAGCUGCACAGAUGUUGAAAGUGAGACUGUACAUUUGUCGUAUUAACCCACUGAAGGCUUCAAGUGAGGAAAUGAAUCUGCAGCAGAACAACAUGUUUGUUAGGAUGAAACUUCGACUGUGCUCAAUGGAGUGUGAUCUCUGGCGUGAGAAAUGUUACUGACUAUCUGCAUAAAUGUAUUUUUAGAUUUCUGACUAAGAAUUGAUCGGCAGCAUGACGGUUAAUGUAUUGGUAGUAUUGGUAUGAUUGUUUGCUUGAUCACCUCUCAGAUGGGUGAUUUUUUUUACAGAUACCUCAAUUUUUAAUGCCAAGUAUAAUUAGUUUUAAUAUUUAAGUUUGCAGUUUGCAGUCAGCAUGCUUUUGCUGAUUCUCCAUCUGCUCUUAUCUGAGUUGUUGUUUUGUAAAUCCACUUUUUUUGUUCCAUUCAUGACCCUGCGGUGUUGCUGCACUUCGGCGCAAAUCAUUUGAUGAAUUUCAAAAUGAAAAACAUUCAUAUGUUAAAAAGUUUUGUGCACGGCUUGUUUCAUUAUUGUUUUUCUGGCAAACAUGAUUUCUGCAAAUUGUAUAUUUUUUAUUUAUAUGUAAAACUAAACAAAGGGUAUUGCAUUGUACUGAGGCAGAUUCAAUUACAGCAGGGACAAUCAAUAACUUAGGCUUUUUGUGCGACACAAUAUUGUUUCGAACAGCAAGAACAAUUGAGGCACUGAAUGUUUUUUACAGACUCUAUCACAUAAAUUGGAUUAUAACGAUCAGAUAUGAUAUUUUUCAAUAUAUGCCAGAUGCUCUUGCUUUGCAGUGGGUAGCAGAUAUUGAUUUUAUUUGUUUAUCUGUUUGACUUUUGAAAUAUUGAGGGUUUCUUUUCUUCAUUUAAAAAUGAUUUUUAUCAAGUUUUACUGCUCAGCUGUUUGAAAGAAACCUGGCAUUCAUCACUGACAAUUUGUGAAGUUUGAAUUGCUUUUGGUAAAAUGAACCAUACUGAUUGUGCAGUUGAUUUAUAUUCAACAAGCAAAAUGACAUCAUAGCGUCUUUUUUUCCUGCAUGAUUAAACUCAACGAGGGAAAUAGAAAUGUGACUUUUUCUCAUUCACAUCCAGGAAGAAUAAUAGUUAUCUGCUCAAUUUCAUCUCAGUUAUUCCAUCCUAAGUGCUACGAGUUAAAUGUCGCGCCUCUCACCUCUGGAGAGUGUUGGUGGGUUGUAGGAUUUGACUUCUGACUGUUAUGUUUUGGUUUUCCAUUUGAAAAUGUUAUGUGUGCAGCAGGGGCAUGUUUUUUGUUGCUGCCCAAUAAGAGCUGCAAAAGAAUGAGUAAAGAAGCAUAAAUCAUUCAUUUCUUUCUUAUUUCUUUGGUUAUUUUAUCUUUUAGUUAUCAGAGGGUUGUAGAAAAGUCCAAAAACAAGUCAAACAUAAUCUGCUUACAUGACACCUUUAGUCCCACAAACUACCAUAACCAGAGAAUAUUUAAUUAACAAUGACAUACAAAGUACAAGAGGAAAAAAUACACAAACUUGAAUGACUGCUUUAAGAGAAUGUUGGUCUUUCUACCUGGAUUUUAUUUGGACAUGAAGUUUUCUGUUUUUAGUUACGAGCAUUUAAACAUGCUGAACAUAUAUCUGAACAUCUAUCUGAAAAUCAUCUGUUUGUCUUUAACUCUGGAUUGUCCGUAUUCCAUGUUCAGAGCAGGAAAACAAAGAACAGAAUAGUUUUAACCGUGAUCCAGCAGAAAAUUCAACUGCAUCUCUUAGAAACACCAAAGGUUAAAACAGAAGAAACAGAACACUGUGUGACACCUGUACAGAAAUCUGCAUGAACUCUGUGUUUAGUGACACGUAUGAAGAGUCAUGGGGAUCCAGUUGUUGUCUUUGACAUCCUCAUCAUGUCUGUUUGCUGGAGAAUAUAAAUAGAUUGUACCUACACUGAGCUGUGUGAGUGAUCUUGACUGAACUGUGUGUCUCUCUCUGACAGGUAUGGAGGAGCGGACCAACCAAGCGUCUUGGGCCCCAGGUGGCGAGUCCAGUCCCUCCUAUGAGUCCUCUCGGGUAAGAUGGCCUUUCUGCUCCACAGCACAUCAUUUAACACUCAUUACAUCAAAGCGGUACACUUACAAUCUUUUAGUUUCACCAUACCCUACUCAUGUUUCUUUAGACAUUUUUUCUGCGCAAGAAAGACCAGUUAAUGUUCUCACAGGUCGGGUGUGUGUGUGUGUGAGUUUUUUUCUUUUUGUGUUGUUAAGUGUGUUGAACAGUUGUUAGAAACAACUCCAAUAUUCAUCCCUUCUCUCCUUAACUCUGAAUACAUGUCUUCAACCUGAAAACACACACAAUAAAUAUAGAAGCAUCAAGAAGUGAAACUCUGGAAAAAGUGAAACGGUUCACUCAUUAAGUAAUUUAGUCUUCACAGUAAAAAACUGUAUGUCGGUUUGUUUUGAGGUGAUUUGUUGAGAAAGCCAAUGUACUGAGACGAAUGUUUCAAAAGCUCUUCAGAUGGGCUUUGUAUGCUGUGUAUAGUUUACAUACUACAUCCUCUGGUCCAUCCAUAUUGGGACCUUAAAUUUGAGUGACCUUUAGUUUCGCACUGAAGGUGUAAGUGUACAUAUCUUUACACCCUUAAUGAGUCGUGUGUCUUCUAAACAUGCAUCAAUCUGAGCCUGAACCUUCCAAAAAAGUGUGUCUUUAACUUUUUUAGUUUUUUUUUUUUUCUGAAUGUGCAGAAAUUCAAGGCCAUCACUACAUUGCUGCAGCCAGUCAUAUUGUGUUAAGCUUGCUAGAGUAAAUUCGUUUGAGUUUGAUGAAGAGCUUGAUGAAAGCUCGCUGAAAACUCUGGGUUUGUUGUUAAAUCCUGUGGUUAACAUGCUCACCGCCUCGGCAGAUGCUACAGUGUACAGAACACUGUAAAGUUUGUGUUACUGCUGUUACUCUUCUGAGAUUUUUAGCGGCUUUAGGGUAACUAGAAUAAUGAAAAUAAAGCAGCCAGUUACAAGAAGACCUGCUUAUUCAUGUAACUGUGAUAAAAAGCACAGCUCCAAACGCAGACACUCCUGGUCUGAACAGGGCCAAAAAAUGUACUACACUGGUUCAUAUAUGAGAUAAAAUAGCUUCUGCUUUCUGGAGCGUGUCCAUACUAUCUUUAGUCCAAGACUGAAGAUGAAAUGACGCCAAAAUAAAUACAAUUAUUCAGGACUGUUGUUGUGGAAUGUGUCUUCAUCUCUUCUGAAAUUCUUGCAGUAAGAUGAUGAAAGAAACAGUGCAUGGGAAAGCACAUCUCUAUUGUUCUGGUUAAGUGAGAGUAUUUCACUAUUUGUGUGAGCAAGUGUGAACAGCUCUCUCCCCUGUUUGUUUGUCCCUCACACAUUGGUUGUUCUGGAUGCCCUGUAUGAAUUUCAUUCAAUGUCAAUCUCCUGUCACUUUCUAUUAGAAUUCAGUCAAAUGUCAGAGCCACUCGGGCCACAUUACCUUGUUUAUUCCUCUGUGCCCUUCCCGAAUGAACAUCUACAGGCUAUGGUAACAUAGGCAGCUUGAUUUGAAUUAUAAGACACAGACGCUUGAGAUAUCUUUGCUCCAGGUGCAUAUAAAUGAGUGUCUCUGACAUUGCAAGGCACAGCGUCAGCCAGCAGACAGCUGUUUGCACCUCCAUAAGGCGUGCAUGCAAACAAGCAUGCUUACACGUCACAGACUCACACACACACACACACGCACAGCUGCAUACACACAUUACACUGACACAGACUUGAUGUAUAUUAGCAGGUAAAAUAUUUUUGUAAUAUUUUGGACCGUGUUAAGAAGUAGUUGGUGGUAUCUGUAAUGAAUCUUAGGUGUCUACAGUAAAUUCUUUUCAACAUCUUCAGUUGUUUCUUCAUUCACAAAAAAGUGACACUUCAUACUGUAUAUCUUCAGUAAACCCCAUGAAAACAGGAAUAAACCUCUGGUUCAUUCGAUGUAUGUUGGCCCGUAGUGAAGAAUUUAGUGCAUACAUUCACAAGAACAACCGACCAAAUUUCCCCUAAGCUCAGAGAUGUGUCAGUAAGAUGUAGAUGACCUCAAUAAAGCUGAUAUUCUCAGGAUAGAGAAAAAGGGAAUUUCCUUAGAGUUAGUUAUAAGAAGGACAGAUUGAUUGUAUAUGGGUUCAUGGUUAAUUUGGUAUUGAUAACAUGUAGCAUGUAUCACAAUUCUCUUGAAUGUCGACUCUAAUACUGUUCAGAGUGAAAAACAGCUCCUUUACUGGCCCUGUGUUUCAAUCUAAUACCAACUCUUCGCCUCCUGUUUCAUUGCUUGUCAAAUCAAUGAGUGCAGUAAUGCUCAACCAGCGCUAAGUGGUGAAUGUCUGUUUCUGCCAUGUUGAAUUGACAGUAUUUCAGCACUGAAAUAAAAGCUCUAAAAUACAGGGAACACUCCUGCAGCGCACAGAAACAGUCAGCUGGUCAUGGAUAACAUUGACUGGCUAAAUUGGCUAAAUUUGAAUAAACUAUUUUAAUUUUUGUAAGUUUUGACUGCACAUGGGGGUACAAGGCUUAUAUUUACACCUACAUGCAGCCUAGACUUUCCAGUUUUAUUGAGGUAUGUUUCAUCUGUAUGUUUCUGGUAAAUAUAACUGUGUCGCUGAGUUUUUAAGAUGUCUUUUUGCUCGCAGUAUCAUCCUGUCAUUCCUUUUCAGUGUUUUUAUAUCAGUAUUGUUGAUGAUAAAUAAAUAAUCAAUUAAAAAGCAGCUAUUGUUAGACGUGUCCGAAAUGAUUCGCUUUAUCUGCCCGACGUUGUGGGCAGAGCUCCUGUGUGUUUCAGCCUCAGUCUGUUAAGAAGGGAGUUCAGUCUCGUCCCUGAGCUUGUUUGAGCUGCUGAGCUACGACUGUGCGAUCAGUCAACUGUGAACAGUCCCGAGCCCCGUCGUGCUGACCUUGGCUUCCAGCCAGCCGCUGUAUCCUGGGCAGCUGUGGCUGUAGGCUGGCGGUCUGACAGCCAGAGCUGUGCCCACCACCACCGCAAGACAACCCCCACUUCCCCAGUCCCCAGCCCUGACUUGAUACCCGACCCCACACGCAUCCAUCAUGACCAUAUCAUCACUCCCCGAGCUGCCACAUGCAGUUACUCGUUCACCUGGGAUGCAGCUCAGAGUGUGGAGGAGAUGACUUUUUAAAUGCUGUGAGGAGUGAUUAGGGGACAGAGUGUGAGCUCUGGUCUGCUUGUUGCCACAGUGAUCUGACAGUUAUUUAAUCAGUGGAGUUUUCGUAGCCCUUUGGCAGUGGGUACGCCAUGUGUUAGAGUCUCAGAUGGAUGUAGGCCAGUCCUGCUUGAGAAAGAGAAGAGAUUUGUGAUUGAUCCUCUAAUAGACUUAAAGGAGGAAACAGUGGAAGACAUGAUGAAAGUGGUGUUAAGUCUUUAUUGGUACAACGUGCUUUCCACAGAUUCAGUUAAAGGACGAGUUCAACAUUUUAGGAGCUAGUGGUAGAGAGAGGAAGAGGAUGUCUGAUAACUGUGAAGCUUCAGUCAAACCAAGAAAACAGAGAUCUGUUGUAUUCUUGGUUACACUGAUCACAUCAUUUGUGUAAGCACUAAACAAUGAGAGUGGGAAAAUGACAGUUCAUCAUUUUACAUGAAGUUAUGUACUGGACUUACUCUUUUUGGAAAGCAGUUGCCAAGCAACAAGAAACGACUCCAGGAAGUUACUGGUCCCAGCCAAGAAAUCGACUGGCACACGAACCCUCGUAAAAUAGACAAUUUAGUUUUUACACAUUGUUUUUUGCUACAAAGUGAACAAAUGUGGUGUGAAAUGCUGAUUAGCUUAUCUUUGUUUUGUUUAAUAAACAAAUAUUAGUUCCUACAUCAAUCGUGUGGAUGUCCUGUGUUUGACCAUACAAGCAACUUUUGCCUCCAGACUUUGGCAGGUCAAUGGCAUCAAAACUUUCUAGGGAAACAUACAAAAACACAUCAGCACACAAGCAAAAACAGCAUUCGCAACCUUUUUCUUUUUCUUUUGCCUAUCAUGGCCUUAAUUGUAAAUCAGUUGCAGUGUUACUUAAAAUGAUAUAAACCCGAUGAUCAAAAGUGACCUGGAGAGGAGCUGGCUUCUCCUUGGAUCUUGGGUCCAGUCAUUCUGUUCAGUCAAACUAACAGGAUGUAACCCACAAUUUAUUAAAUCAGUAUGAAAGAAGUGUCAGCCUCCUCAUGCAUCGAAAGCAAAUAUGUUGAAUUAUUCCUUUAACCCAUAAGUUGUUCUUUAUUCUGCCUCAGAACUGAGGAGAUGUUUCUUCGUAGCUUAUGUGAGCUCUGUGUGUGUAGGUCUGUGUGUGUUGUGUUGCUGUAGCCUCUCACAGAGCUGUUGUUGUUAUUGAGUCUGUUCAUGGUGUGAUUAACAGUGUGUGCGGCCUGGCAGCAGCACAAUAGGGAAUCUCUGAGGAUUCCCUCGACACAGCACAACACUCCACUGCCUUUGAAAUUACUCCAUCACCAUCCACUCACGUAAAAAAAGAUGGGUAAUAAGAUUAACUUUUUUUUACUGUAUGUUGAAUGCAAAGGGUAUGAGUUGGUUGAAAUAGCUCUAUAGAAAUGCAAGCCCACUGCGGCUUGGUCCCUCUGCUGGGAGUUAAUGUAGUUUUGGGAGAUGUAUUUGACUGGAGCACAGGAGGAUUUUCACAGGGCUUGGGAUUAGCACUGUAACAGAGUAUCUUUUAUUACAUGGGACCAGAGUUUUCAAAAACCAUACUGUGACCGAUAUUUAGACCUAAGCCCUGAAGCUGAUAACUGUCAUGAAAAGGCAGUGUUAAGCUGCAGGAGUAAAAAGGCAAUUCUUUUGAGCUGCAGGUACCAGGGUACCAACGAUGUAGGAUUGCAACUCUCUGUUUCUCCCUUCUCUUUGUUAUAACACCUUCUUAUAAAGCGUGGGUGGAUCUAUAAACCUGUUAUCAUGAAGAUCAAGAAUAACUUCAAGAUUGAAAAAUAAACGUAUGUGUUAGAUGUAAGUUUUGUAGAUAGAUACGGAGUCAAAUCAAAGCUUUGACAUUUUUUUUUUUGCGAACCAGAAAAGUAGCUCAAAAACAGUAUUUACAAUAUUGCCCUCGAUAGAUGGUAGAUGAUUCUGAUGACAAGUUAGCAGUAUGAAUUUUCAUCUGGUACUGAUGCAUGUAACCUUUAAAGAUUUGCCAAGAAUCAGUUUCAUGACUUAAAAAUAUUGAUUGGUCUAUCCUAUGAAAACCUGCAUCAAUAUUGUAAUAAGAUAUGACAAGAAAAUACUAAUUACAAUAAAAUCAAUGAACUUAAUUCAUAUGCAGGUCAGGGUUAUUUGGAAAUGAUUGCAGGUAUAGUGAUGUGGUUUCCUGUAUCAGGUAUUGAAAUAAUAUAUGAUGAAAAGGUAAUACAAUAAAUAUUUAAAAGGAGACAGCAAUGUUUCAUCACACAAAUUCUCAGGUUCAAAGUAAAGCCAACUGCUCUAAUAUUUGUCUGUCUGAUCUCAUAUAUGUGGAUUAUUUCAACAUACAUGGAGGAACAUAUGAAAGUGACACAUUACUGGACAAACAGACAAUAAAUCCAGAUUAGUGACAGUUUAAAAGUCCUUACCAUUAAUCACUCAAACUUGUUUACUGAAAUCUUGUAAGACUUGUACAGAAGUACUCAUAAACCAACAGUAGAGAAAAAAAAAUAAAGUUGUAGGGUAAAACAAGACCAAAGAUGUGAGUCCAUAACAGAUGCUUGAAGACUCUUAUUUAAACUGUGUUCAGAUUCUGAUGGAAGCUUUACAUGGACAUGAAAGAAAAGAUAAUUAUAGGGUAGAUCAUAUAAGAUGUUGUCACUGCUGCUUCUGUUCUUACAAGUCCACUCUUCAUACGUGUCGUCAUGGCAAUUAAAGCUCUCUUAAAAUGAACCCUCAUUUAAAAUACAACACUGAUGAAAAGAUUUGUUUUUCAUUUUGGUUCUUUUCUACAGAAGACAGGGUGCCUUUUAUUAGCCUUACAAACCAGUCCCAGUCAUGUUGUCCUCUCACUAAUUAGUGGUGUGUCGUAUCACUUCAUUAGAGAAGUUGCCUGAUAAUGUGCUUAAUAUUCUGAUCUCUCCCCUCAGGGUUUCGCAGACAGCCCUCAUUAUGGCGAUCAUCUGAGUGACAGUCGAUUAGUGUCCCAUGAAGGAUUGUCCUCAACACCUUUUAUGAACUCUAACAUAAUGGGUAAGUAAGUGAUUCUCCUCUGCUCACCCCUCACAUGCCCUUUAGUUGUGGACGGACUUCCUGUUAGAAAAAAUUCCCUGAUUGAGGUCAAGGCACAUCAUGCAUUUCUACGUAGCUGUAUUGGAAGGCUUGCAGAGCUACGGGGUUAUUUUCUUCCAUCUCCUGCUGUGUUUAUUCCUUCCUUUAAUCCCCCUCCCCUUUCUGUAUCUCCUUCUUCUUCCUCCUCCUGUGAUGACCCUCCCCCAGGCUAGAAGUCACGCCAUCAGUAUAGCUUUCCAUCAUAAGAAGCUGUCUACUAGACAUCAAAAACGCCCACAGCUACUUCUAUUGGCAGCAGGCGGGGGAAUUUGGGAUGUGAGGUUAAACAGGCUGAUGGAUGAGACCUUCUCAUAUAAAAACUAUACAUCUCAAAUUUAUUAUAGAUUUUUAUAGAUUAUAUACCACAGAUCAUUGAACACUUUGCUUUUUGAGCUCCCCACUCUUGGCCUUUGGUUUUCUUUAAUCAUCUUAUCUUCAUUGUUUGCUUUAUCAGACCAGCUGUAUUCAUGUUUCUCACUGUUUUUUUUUUUUUACAUACAUUUUUGGGCAGCAGUGAUUUAUUUGAGAUACAAUGGUUUAUGGGCCUUUGGUUGUCAAUCCAUGUGGCCUAGACCAGUGACGAUGGGUCAGAGGCCAGCUUGGUUCAUGUAGAUAAAUGCCUCUUAUUCCAUGAUUAGAUGGUUUUGUUCCAUGGAUGUAAUGGAAUCAAGAGUUUUGACACCAUAAGCUACUCAGAGCCAUAUGAAUGCCAUUUUUAUCCAUGUCUCUAUAUUUUAUAUCCUGGACUUAUCAUGAUAUUUUGGUAUUGUGAGAUUUGGAUAUCGUUACAUCCUUAUUCAGUGAACUUGUCUAGCACAUUAUUGUCUUUGGCACUGUCUUCUUAAGCAGUUUUUAAGCCAUUUUUCUCCUGUUUAUGAAAUAUCUCAUUGACUGACCAAACAAAAUACUGUUUGUGAAAAUACUUUGAAGAUUUCAUUAAUUUUUUCUAAAGAUCUAAUUUGAAAAAAACAGACCACCCUGUGUUGAAUCCAAUGCUCAUGCUGCUUGAAGGUCUGACCCUCUGAAACCUCAUGUGAGGAUGUCACUGCAGCUUCUUACAUGUGCUCAGUGAAUGUCAAAAUCAGAUAAAUGACACAGAUAAUUAGACCAACAUUAUAUAUAUGUACUUCAUAUAUGGUCUUAUCCCUUCAGUUGUGAUUUCCUUGUGCUUUGGUCAACUCUUGAAAUGCUGGACCUUUGUACUGCUUGAAAUCUGAGCCUCUGCUUAUCGGCUAAACUACAUAAUAAUGCCCGUUUACUGUAGGACGAGAAUAUAACUGCAUUGCAGUGUUAAAAUCAUCAGGACUGUUUUUCUAAUACCAUCUAUUUUGAGUGAUCUGAAGUUUUGUGUAUGCAUGGAUUUAAACUAUCAGUAUUUAUAAAUGUGUGCAGAAUGACUCACAGUCAGCCACAAAUCCUUUUUACACAGUGUGAUGAUGAAAAACAUGAAUCAUAUCAGUGUGUAUUUAGCUGUGGGAAACAUUACACUCUGAACACUUUCCUGUCAAGAUACUUUCGUCCAGAAAAAGGCAAGCUUUUGUGUUAUCUGAAGAAAUGAGUGUUUUAAAUAUCAAGCUGUGGCUUCAAUACAGUUAGCUCUUUAUAACUGACAGAUUUUACUGCUACUUAACAAAAUCUUACAUGUCUGUUCAAUGUCGUCAAACCUGCAGACGUGAAAUGACAGUUUCCCCCAAACAUGUGGCAUGGUCGUCUUCCAGCCUCUUGAGAGUAAACUGCGGGUGAUUUAAGCUGGAGAGUGGGGCCUUGGGUGAACGCCUCAGAGCAACUCACUGCUUAACGAUGACACUGUGUCCCCUGGGACCUGGCUCCUAUGCUUGAGAUGACUCUGGAUCAGCUGGUCUGGGCCACACAUGCAUCUCAGAUCCACCUCUUUUGUGCUGCAGUCCUCUUACUAUGCCGUACCACAACUGAUGUAUGUUGCAAUAGGCAGCUGUAUUUUGUAUAUUUUACGUUGCAUCACUGACAAAAUUUUUUAGUCACAGCCAUGCGAGUAUUUUGAGUCAGACAACGUAUCACAUGAGGUGAAAGAUGCUACACUUUGACAGUGUAUGGACAUAGGAUCAUCCAAAGGGAUCCUCAAUCCUGGGUCUAAUGGCCUCACAAAUGCACAAAAACUCCAAGCUUUACUUCAUGUAUUCAUACUGAUGAAUCGCAAUUCUACUUUAAAGAGUUACAGUAUUAUUUCCUGAUUAGCCACAGCAUGUUUCCUGUACCCUCUUUAAAAAGAUAACACAGACAGGGUGCCCCUGGCAGCAUCAGUCUUAGUUAUAUAAGCACAGUUAUGAAUUGUUGAAAACAAAUAUCUCUUUAAGAGAUAUAUUUCUUUGCCUGUUGUGAGGGCAGAGCUUAAUUUCUCUUUGCAGUAAGUACACAUUACUGAUAGUCUGGGUAUUCAAAUUCCCAUUUUAUCAUUUCUAGUGAUAUGGCAGUCACUUAUGCCUUAAACUUGUGAUAGAGUUGGACUCUAAACCGAAAGAUAAAUGAUUUUUCCUCCAAAUGCACUAGGAUUGCUUUGUUUUGUUUAUUUGCACUCUUACUAUCCUCCACUUUUCUAUGCUCCUUUGCAGUUGAUGAUGGAUAGAGUUAAAUGACUCUCUCUCUCUCUCUCUAUUCUGUCUCUCUGUCGUAAUGCUUGACUCUUAAGUCUUGUAGUGGAGGCUUGUUUCUCACCCAGUUGUUGUAAUUGUUUAGCCACAGGGAUAACCAACAGUUCACAGCCCUGACAAGAAAUAGUUAGAUCUAAUUACCUGCCCAGAUAUUUCCUGGUGGUGUCAGCUCGAUGAGGGGAAUCCUGUGGGGGACGUUGAUUUCAAGCAAUCUGGGCAAUUACCACAGGCGAUGAGCUACAACUGAAAGAGCUGCACUCUGCCUCUUUAUUUUAUGCUGUACUGUGCCUGCCUGCCUGUGUGUGUGUGUUUGUGUGUUAAUGUGUGUUUGCUGCUUUUUUGUCAUUAUUUACUUAAUGGACUGGCAUUGUUUUCUACUAAGUGUAGAAAGCCUUUCUAAAUCUCAGGCUGAACCUCAGAUGAUGCUCUAAAGUUGCUAAUUAGCCUGAGAGGGUGGAUAAAGCUGUUCACAGCUGUCGUUAGUCACAGUUUGUGGUCCUUUUAUUGCAAUAAAAAACAUUGGGGAAAUGUGUUCGGGGACAUCUAAAGACCUCCAAAAUCCCUGACAUGGCAGGCUUGCUCCCUGUCUUUUACCUUAAACUGCUCCUCUCUGUCAAACCUAAAAAAGUGCAAAUGAUGGGAUUUUUCCAAGAAAAUUCUGGACAUAAUCAUGUUUGUUGUUUUUCCCAAAUCAUGUUUGUAGUUCAGAAAUUGUCUAACUGCUAUAAAGUAACAAGCUGAUCAUCAACAAGACACUUGCAAACAUAAAUAGCUCUAAAAUCUAUAGCUAUAUGCACAGUUGUCAGUUGUCAACAAAUGAGUUUACACAAAUUUCAAUAAAGACAACCAGGUGGCUUGUUCCUGAGUAGAUUUUUGUGGCUUUAGUUUCACUAAUGUGGUGAUAACUGCCUCUGCAUCAGUUUUUUUUGCAGCCAUGUGCUCUAUGGUAUGAUACCACAACUGCUGAGUUGUACUUUCCUGCUCACGUUUCUGUGGUGUGCUCCAUACAUAUUACUCAUACAGCUUUAGCCCUGCAUAACAACUAAUCAGCUUAUAACUGCCAUCAAUGCACACAUACAUCCACAUGAAUUCUGCUGCCAGCUUGUCCACGUACACAUGUGACCUCCAUGUGACACAUGUGACCUCUUGAAUAUGAUCAAGCUGUUGUGUUGUAUCUGUAAAUCAUCUUCUACUGCAGUACAACUUAAUAAGCUUCUGCAGGUAGCUGUGAACAUUAGCCUAUAGCAGUGGAUGGGAGGCGCGGAUUCAAAUACAAAACACUGUAGCAACUUUUGCCAUGCUUUUGCUUGUAUCCCCAUCAGCCAAGUUUUUUUCUGUCACUAUUGAGUUAAAUUAUUUAAAGAGGCGGAGAAAAUCUUUGGAUAGCAAAGCUUUUUAUACACAUGCAAGUGAAAUGAGCACAUUUUAGCUUACAUCCCCUAGCCUGUAAGAGCUAUGGAUGAUAACUGUCAGGAUGACUUGGAAAGCAUCAGGUUGACUUGUAUGAAAUAUUUUAGGGGGCUGCUUUUAUAUGUUAUUUAAUUUUUUAAAGCUCCUGUUGGGAGUUCUGGGACUACGAUUAACAGUGGUGCAUCUGUAUGAUAUACAAUUGCAGUGACAAGAUUGACAAUGUCUUUAUUGCAGUUUUUAACCCCUGUAACUGCUGUGAGAGGAGAAUUAUGUUGAGGUUACAGCCAUUAUGUGAUCCAGUUAACUGUAAAAAGUCAUCAGGGAAGAAAUUUUUCAUCAAUUAACACUACUUUUAGGAAGAUGAGAUGAAAUCAGUAAAAAUAUAAGUGUUGCCACUUUGUCUACAGGGGGCGCCAAAAGUUCUUCACAGGAGCCUUAACUAAAAAUUAGCCUCUUGAACUUGCUGUAAUUUUUCUCAGUUUGCUUGUUGCUAACACAGAAGUCACGGGUUGCAAACAUAUCUUUUGGAGUUACUAUCCAGUGACUCUGCAUAUGCAACAGAUCAAAAAAAAUACUGCCCUGGAUAGAUCAUACUAUACUUGUGUGUCUUUGUGUGAGCUGUAAUGCAAAUAAAAGCAAAGGAACAAUUUGCUUCUGUAAUGUAAGACCUGCCUUGUACAAACAGUAGAUGCUCAGUGGUGCAGUUAAUCUUGCUUUAUAACAUAUAUGUGUAUUUUAAUUUUUCUUUUUUGCAUUUACAUUGCAGAAUUAAACUGUGGAAAUGUUUUGGGGAUGUUGGAUCCUGUAAGAGACAAAAAAAUGUAUCAAGUACUCUCGCUGCUCCAAACAGACUCUUGCAGAAUGUAUCUCUUUCAGUCUCGGUCCUUUCCUUGGCAUGUCAAAUCCCACAUCACACCAGCAUCCCUAGAGUGUUUUUACAGGGGCAGGUGUCAUGUGCUAAUGCUCCAUCCCAUGAGAGACUCUCCUUAGACCCAGGCUGGUAGUGAUUGUGGCCAGAUGCUGCUCAGGUGUGAACUUGGUUUCCACUGCAGAGUGGGUCACAGGUGCUGCCAAUACUAUUCUCAUAUGUCUCUCCCUCUCUCUCUCUCUCUCUCUCUCUCUCUCUCAUACACACACACACACACACACACACACACACACACACACACACACACACACACACACACACACACACACACACACACACAUAUGGUGCAUUGAGACUAUACUGCAGGCUUUCACAGUUGGAGCAGCUGAAUACAGCAUUUUCUCAUGGCAAAGAUUUUUUAAAUGUACAUAUCUUCUGUAUGUAAGACAAGAACAGAGAAGAGAGGGAGAGCAGCAGAGAUGUGGUGCUGUACAGUUUAGUGGAAGUAGCUGGUCAUUAUGCAGAGCUGCAGGGUGUGCUUAUCUAUUACCGCGGUCAGUGGAGCAUGAAGAGCUGAAGACGAGCUGAAAGGGCACAAAUCCCUUUUCUUCAUCCCCGAGCCGCCCACAUCUCCCCACAUAGCCCAGCCCCUCCUCGCCCCCUCGUCCUUCUCUCAGCCUAUCUUGGCCCUGGCCGUGCCCUCCUUUGGCCCCGGCCCUCAGCAUGCGACUGGCGAGGCCGGCCAGCUGCAGAGGAUCAGCUGUAGUCUCGGCGGGCCUGGAGGGCUGUCUCUCCAAAGAGAAGGGGAGAGUCGAGGCAUGGCUAAGGUGUGAUGACAUAACAAGUCUGUAGGAAAGCAGCUGCAGGGGGCAGAGCAUCAUGAGUGUAUUUACCAUCAACCAGGAAGUGUCAACCUCUAGCUUGAAUCCCCAUAAGAGAUGUAAGAGAGGUUUUCUUAUGUGUGUAAUACAGCAAGGUCAAGUGUAGACAGCUCUGUUGGAUAGGCCUAUAAUACUUGUGCAUAAUUAUCUACAUGUGUCUGUAGAUAAAAGUGUCUGUGGAUUAAAAGUGAACUUUCUGCUAAAAAUUCUAAUAUUCAGACAGUAGUUAAAAGACACCCAGACAAAAAAAAAAAUCGAUAUUCUGUUGCUAAGUUGCUUUGUACUUGUUAGCUUUCUUGCAUAUACCACAUCUCCUUCUUUCUCUUUCCACCCUGUUCCUUUCUUUCCCCCCUCCCCCUGUCUCUCAUUUCUCUCGCCUCAUGCUUCCUGCAGCUGAUGCCAGGAAGAAGGUUGGGAGAUUAUUUAAUACAAGCUUAAAGCUAAAAAGGAAAUGAUUCAUUCAGAAGAAUUACUGUUAGUGGAACAAUUAAAGUCUGCUGACUUCAGCUGCCAUUGCUGACAGAAUUGAAUAUCCUCUCACGCUAAAGCUUCGAAACAGUGCGCUAAAGGAGCAGAGAAGUGUUCAGUCUUCACACGAGAGUCUUGGAUCUUUUUUGCAGAAAACUUUACUUUCAGUCUGGAAAUGUAAACAUAGCAGUGAGGAUUUGAUUAUGGAUAAAACUGGAUUACUGGCCAAACACGAUUUCUAUGUAUCGUAAGAUGAAUUGUUAGACUUUGAAGCAGUUCUGCUUCUGUCUCUGGUUUUGCUGGAAUUCACAGAUGUUGUCUUGAGAGCAUUAAAAGACAGCCACAGUUGUUUUCAAUCAAGAAUAAAUAGCUCUGUGUGCAUAAUCUAACAUGACACUGUUUGUAACUCUGCACACAUUUAUGGCUGAGUCUGUAGAUUUGCAAAAGGUGGAGCUGUUUGGCCUUUUUUGUGAAGAAGACAACUGGUUCUUUAAAAUGUACUGUAAAUGGGGGAUAGGAGAGAUCAUUGGGAUAUGUAAAGAAGGAUGUUCAAGUUCACAUCUAAGGAGACGUUACACAGCUUUGACAAAACAAAACCCAAGUAUCAAAUAAUUAGUGGAUCACUGGCAUGUUUGACACCGAACACUGAAUCCCUCUGAUUCUGAUCCUGAUGUUUCUAAAGGUAAAGAGAAUCCACUUCAGGACUAAUUUUGGUCACUUGGGCCCAGAGAAACCCAGUAUGAAACCUUGUUGGACACAGAUGGACACCCAGUUUGCUCCGACUUUUCCUCCUUUCUCCUCAAACACAGUCACUCCACUUUGAAACCAGAGAGAAUGCAUGAAAUUGAUCCCUGAUGUUUGUACAUCUGUCGUCUAAACAGACAAUUCAGGCUUGAGUUGCUUUUUUCAGAGUCACCCUCCUAUCCUAAUGAACUAUUCAUUCAAGAACACAUCUGAGGGUUAGGGUAUAGUUCUGAUGAGCAAUGGACAAACUUGGUUUACACUUGCUUGUCAAUUCUGCAGACCCCACCUCCUUCACUGUCACAGCUGCUCUCACAGGCCUCCUAUCUCAACGCAAUCAAAUCACCAGCUAAUGUCACACUCCCAGCGUUUUUGGCUGUAGUGGAUUGUGAUUGGUUGAUAAAAUGUAAGCAUUUGCAUUCGCUUUUACUCUCACUUGACGGUGCCUGACAUUUUCUUCAGUGCUGGCACAGUCCUGAGAGUGUGAGCUGUGGGAAGUGUAAAGAGGAACAUGGCUCCGUGAGACUUUUUCUUAACUGCCAGGAAUCUGGGGGCGGGAAGGUACUUUUUUUGUCAACUUAAAUUCUGCACAACUUUUUUUUAAAUAGCUGCAACAGUUUUUGCCCACAAACAAAUCAUCCCCACAGAGAGCGCCCUCAUCAAAGGAAUCAUCCUUCUGCUUGGGUUGUUUUUGUGUUUUAUUUAGUUUGGGCUUUUGUUCUUAAACAGCAGAGCUCUUUGGGUUUGCAGGGGUUUUCUGUGUAAGAAAAUAUGCCUGCAGUUCUUGGAGCUGGACCAGCAUACCUAACCCAUGUGUGUAUCCUUCCUCGUCCUUCACCUCGGCUCUCUGUUGUUUCACUGCUCAACAGUUGUUUGGCGUCAAACAGCAAACAUUAACACUCACUUUGAAGUCACACACACACACUCAGCCUUUAUUCUAAUAUCCAUCAGGGAGACGUUUCUUCAGCUUGUUAAACCUGCCCUUGUUUCAGUGGAGACGGCUCUCUCUCCACCUGUUCGGGGUGACGGCUGUGAGCUCACUAUUCUGCAGGAAGAGCGCGUUGGCGUCCCCACCCAAGUAGCAUCUAUUACAGUGUUGGUGUUCACAUGGUGGAAGAUGUUAUUAGGGAGCUCAUCGCCUUCCUCCUCCGAGAGAAUGGAUGUGUGAUUAUGAAGUCAUCAGCCAUGAACCAGUGAGGCUGUGGAGAAGCACCCCUCCUCCCGGGUCCUCGGGGUGCCAUUGAUUGGUGACCAUGUGUUUGUGCCUGAUAGACUGUGAAAUGGUGUGUUGCUGCACGGCUGUGUCACACCUGCGUCCCACCAAGGUGAUUGAUUGGUUUGGUCAUGUGGAAUGUUCCCAUCUGGUCCGCAGUAAUGCAUUUUUUUCCUCAUUCGUGAAUAACAAGUGCUGGCAGGAGAAUAGUUGGGCUCUGAAAAAGGCAAAGGCCAAGCGAAAACAUUUCCCCCUUUGCACCUCCCCCCCUUUUCCUUUUUACCGAGUUAGAAAAAAUCCAAAUAGACAGAGCCAUGGCACCUGAUUAUCCUGGGAGGGGAUAAAUACAAUCAGCAAAUCCGCAUCUCCUCGCGCAGAGAUGAAUUUUCAGAAAAAAAUAAACUGUUUAGUGAGCGGGAGGGGCAGCAGCUCCCGACUUUCAAAGUCAUUCUUCAGCGCUGAAGAAUGUGCCAUAAAAACACAGGACAUCUUUGAUCUAGCUGAAAAUUUAAACACCUUUUUUAUUGAUACUUAACUAGAUACAAGUGUAAUCUCAAAGCCAUGGAGUCAUUCUUUUCCCCCCUUCAAGCCUCUGAUGUGUUAUUCUCUUCUCAUUCUUCCUGGUUUGAUUUCUCUUAAUCUUGAUCCGUCUCCUUUAAUUGAUCUAUUCAUUCCACCUAAUGGCUAAUUACACAUCAGGCUGCAUGAGCAGAUGCAUUUAUCAUCAUAGUACGUAAUAAUCAGUGACAUUUCAACAAAGAAAAAAAUAAAUAUGCAAAUAAGAGCUCAUUAACAUUUGCUCUUGCUGUUUUGAAUAAUGUCAGUGCAGACAAGGCUGAUACACAGAAAUUGAUGUUGAGCUCAGGGCAAAGAGAGACAUCUUUCUUCUGUCUCUCCUCAGAGGCUCUGUCUUGUUCCUCCAUCCUGCUGUUUGGUUUCGUACGAGACCUCUGGUCACUCUUUCCACAUCUACACCUCUAACCCAGCCAGCUUUCAUUUGCUGUAAAUCAGAACCUGGUGGAAACAUCAAACAGCUGCGACAGGAUGAAUGUACACAAUCUCCAUCAAAAAACUAAAGGAGACAUUUUAAUAGGUAUUGGAGGAAAUGAGUGCUCUUGAUUUGUCUCUGUGCUGUCUCUUUUUGCCAGUGUAUGCAGAGAAGUUUGCAGAGCUUGUCUAAUUUUAUUUUAAGGGCUAUCAAAGAGGCCUCAUUAUUAAUUUGUGGAUGGAAGAGUAUCAUUUUGGUUUAUAAUAAUUGAAUCACAGCUUAAGGACCCUGUGUUUCACUCUUGUCAGCAAAAUCAACAGGAAAACAACAGGAAACUGUAAAAAGUAUGCACAAAACCUCAUGUCCUGAUAGGGCUUUGAUAUCAACAAGUCAUCUUUACUCUUGAAAGAGUUAGUCUUUCAUUGUUUAAUACUGUGCAGGUUAGCAUAGGCACACACCAACCGUAAACACAUGUGCUCAGAAAAAAACUAAGUGAGGCUGCACGUUAUAACUUCAUUUGGUUUCAUAUUCAUAACACUUCCUCAUCCUGUCCUGUGUGUUUGUUUUCAUGCUCUUGGUUUUUCAGAGCAAGGAAAAAGGGCCCUUGGAAUGCAUUCGAGGCAGCAAAGCGCACUCACUAAUUGGCUGUUUUUGUGGUGGCGAGGGUUUUAAAUUGAUCCCCGGAGACGCUGAGGUCACUACCUCUCACUGUAUCAAAGCAAGGGGCUCGACACAGUGUAGUGCUGCGCUGCACUGUAGACCUGUGAUCAAUAAGGAGGCAUGUUAGCAUUCUUCUUUUCUGAGAUUUCAGCGUCUGAUGCUGUUUGUUCCCUUCAACAGCUCAACAUGCAGCAAGCUGAAGUUGAACUGGACUGAAAAUGUCUCCUUAGAUAAUUCAAAGUUUUCCUGUUUGAAUAUUUGAGCAAUCGCUGUCAGAUUUAAUAUUUUACGCUUUCUUUUGAGCACAAUAGCCAAUAAAAUAAAAUAAAAUAAAAGGAUGUUUGUUCAUCUAAGCUUUCAGUCUGAAGGCUGAUGGCUUGUAUCUUAUUUUCUUGAUAUCUGUAAUGCAGAAGAGGUGGAAGUACUGCCUUACUAAUUAAAGACACAGGUCAGCAGCCCACAGUUUGAAAACCACAGUAAAAGAGUAAAAGUGCGGGCUACUUGGGUCUGGCUGAACAAUAGCUGAACUCUAGUAUAAAGUGCUAUAUUUAGCAGAAACUGGGCAAAGAGCAUCAGUCACAUGAUGGAACUGUAAUAGAAUCAGACUGUGUUGUGAUUUGCCAGAUUCAGGCAAGUUAUCAAGGAUGUCCUGCUUUAGACUGUCUUAGAUUAGGGGAUGAUUUGUGUCCUUAAAAAACCCAACUUCAGGCUUUAAAAGUUUUAGAGCUGAGUAUAUAAGUGGCUUUUCAACUUGUAUUUAAGUCCCAAUAAGUUACUGUAACACUUGAAUGCCUUUAAAAUAGGGUUGGAUGUCAUUACAGAUGUAUUUUAAUGAUCUUUCCCGGCCUGUGUUAAUCUUUAUCUUCAGGUGGUACAUGAAGUAUUAAAUCUGUACCUAUAAGGACCUGUCUUUGUUCCAUUUGUAGUGUGUUGCAGAUUUGUAUUAUACUUUUAGUUCAAGCGGUGUUGACCCAUUAUGAGUUAGCAGUGCUGUGGUGUUUGCAGAAAACAAAACAGUCAAAUGCAGAUGCAAAUGUAUCCACCAUCAGUGAGGCUGCAUCUCUGAUGCAUACAAAUUUGAAAGGACACUACCCAUCUUUUCAAUUUAGAACAAUAUACCGAGGACUAUAUGUGCACAGCUAUUGAUAUUAUUAAUACAAGUACAACUCUGUGUAAAAAAAAAAAGGAACCACAUCCUGGAAGGGAACCUGACUGCAUAAGGCAUAACCUAAAACCUAUGUGUAUUAGGUGUGUGUGAGUCCGCUAGGCCAGUGGCACUGUACAUUGUUGACAUACUAGAUUAUGUAUCUGUUAAUUAAGAACAGUAUAUCAACACUACAAUUUUCCAGUAAAAAAAGUGAAAAUGUUGUUUUCUCCUCUUGGGAACACAUCUAACAAAAUUUGCAUUAUUAGUUGUUACAAAUCAGUAUCAGGAUGUUCUUAUUUCAGUAAACGAAAGACACAUUUGUUGUAAGCAACCCAUAAGAUAACACGAUGAUGAAGCCAGAGGGGAGCCAAUGUGUAACUUAUUAUUUACAAAGAAACAAAGACUCGAGAAACAGAUGAACGUGUGCUUCUUGGAGAGAUGUAAUAAAGCAAGAAAUAGAUGCAUUUACUUAGCAGAAAGAACCGGUAAACUUCGCUUUUAAUCUGAACAAACAAUAGCCGCUCAGGUUGCCAGUUAGUUUUCAUGGUUAGUACCACUCGCUGUGAAAACUGUGAGCAGCAUCAAUGUAACUUCUCACCAGAGUGACCUCCAGGGAGAUCAGACUCAGAUCCUCAAGAUUGUUAUUUAGGUUUUGGUCUGUGAUUUCCCUCCUAAAUAUAAAAAUGUUUUCAGUCAGAUUGUGUUUGUGCUGUAGUGUUAACAUUUUCAGUUGUUUGUACAGAUCAGUCAUAUCCUCUCCGUGGGUGCACAGUUUUAGACUCUUGUAACCAGCUGUGUUAGUUCAGGUAAUAGACGGGGCUGUGUGAUUUAGUUUGUUAUUUUUCUUUUUUGUUUUGUUUUUGUAUUAUUUCCAUAAACUGUUGGUAGUAUCAUUAGAAAUAUUGACAGCUUAACUCUGUUUUCUCUUAAUUUUCUUAAAUUUUCUCCCUCAGUGUUUUAUUUGCAGCAUCCAUUCUUUUGAAUAUAGAUUCUUCAGCAGAAAAAUGUUUCCCAAUUACUGUUAGAUCUUCAUGCAUCUGAGUAAAAUGCAAAUAAGCAGCUUCUCAGAUAUUUUAAUCAGAAUUUGGGAUUUUUUUCCCCUUGAAAGAUUGCUUUUUGUUACAUAUGGGGAAUACAGUGUGAUGGCAGUCUGCCUCAUCACUAACGUUUAUGUUAUUGAUGGUGAUUGUGGUAAUUAAGCCACUUUACUCAUGUUGCUUUUGCCGUUUAGUAUUUUGCGUCGUUGCUGUUUAGAGGCAGAUAAUGACUUUGUCUUCCUAUCAAUCACAGCAUUUUAGGUUCAUUAGUAGGCCUGUGACAUAAAAAGAAAAACUGUCAGUGCCAUGCAGCCCUGCACAGAACAAAUGGGCCUACUCAGGAAAUAAUAAUGAUGAAAUAAUGUUGGUGUUGUCGUAAGGCUGUGAUCUCUUUGGUCUGCUCAGAGGAGGUAACACAAAGCCUGUAACUCAUGAAACUGAUUAAGUGCUUUAAUUUAUUUCUGUUUGUGACAUAAGAUUUCUCUUUGAUUUAUAAGCACGCAUUUCAAAGUCAAACACUUCAAAAAGAGGACUGAAGGUUUAACAGCUUGAUUUUAGUGUCAUUUGGAAGUGCAUAUUUUACAGUGUCCCUGUUCCCCCAUGAGGAGUCAAAGAAUUUGUGUCUCAGACGAGGGAUUGUGACGCAUUAUGAAGAAGGGGCUAUUUUUAUUUUAUUCUACUAAUUCAGUUCUUAUUCAUCAACAAUUAUCCUACUUAAUAUAUCUCUUUUGUUCUACUUCACCUACAUUCUCAUGUAAUUUGCUUGCUCCUAAAAUUUGAAGAGAUUUUGCCUUCCCAGGCUGGGGGUUGCUCUCAUGUUUUUCCCUCAAUAUAAAGUUAAAAGGAUUAAAACAGUCUUUUUCAUAAAAAUACAGAGACUAGCUUUAAGAGUGACAUUGACGUCUGUGAGACUGUGUCUUUUCCAUCUGACAGAUCUGCUGAAGAAAGAAAAUCUCAUGCUGGUUUUUUCCACAAGACUUUCAAGAGAGGAUUUGGGGGAGUGAAGCUGCAGAGGAGUUAAAGGUGGAGCUACUGACGUAUCUUGUAUUCUCAAAUCAAAACUCAAUAACAAAGGAGCGCUGCUAAUCCAUUACGUCUAUGAAAGACAGCCCACAAGUACAGUUUCAUGAGCACUGCUGCUUUUUCUUUUCUUUUCAACCUAUUUAGGAAGCUGAAUGGCUGUUUACAGCAACCUUGGUCCUGUGGUUGGUGCUUAAAUUUGAUUCAUGCUGUUUUUGAUUUAACUUCAUAAAAUACCGACUUUUAAACCUCCUUAUACACUAGCUAUCUAUGGAUCAUAAUAAAAGAAAAACAUUCGAGAUAUAUUACUUUGACUUGGCCUUCAGAUCAAGACUUUUCACCAGUUUCUGACCUUUAAAGAUCCAACUAUUGAUCAGUGGACAGAGAAAAUGUUAGCUCAGAGAAUCCUUGAUAAAAAUUAUUUGGCUUUAAGCACUUUGAUUUUCUUUUACACAUUCACCUAUAACAGCUUCUUCUAUAUUUCAAGUAAACACAUGAAAAGUAUUGAGCUUUGAAAUAAUGUACAUGUAGGUGUCUCUUCAAGUUGAACCAAACGGUCAUCCUUCCCAGUUUCAGAAGUUUUAGAGCCUUUCAGUGUUAAAAAAGAAGAUUUGAUCGUGUUUAAAAGCAGAUUGAAUAGUUUUAACUGUACUAUUUUCCCAUAUAAACUGGAUGGACAGUGGUGGUAAAAUGAUCAUUAUAAAAUGUUGUUAAUGGUGUUUCUCCCUUGUGAACCGAUUCUGUCUGUCAAAUUUAAAAAGGACAGACUUUGUUUUGAUCUUUUUUUAGAUUUUGUAAAUCCAGAUCUACUUCCUGUAGAAGAACAUGGUUCAGUUUGUACUUUUUAAGUCAAGUAUUAUUACGUCUCAGCCCCAAUAUGACUUCAUGCAGAGUUUCAUGCCGCAUAGCAAACAGAAAUAAAGGCGUGUAACAGAGUAUGAAUACUGAAUCAAAGCUUGGAUGUCACAUUCAUCAGUUUGUUGUUUACAUAGGAAGCUCGUUAAAUUGAUAUUCAUAUUGUACGUGAGAAUAAAAUAAGCAGAUAUAACGGCUGUGUCAUUGCUUACAAAUGCAGUAGAGGCAUCUUCCUGCUGCUGUCUGUCAUGAUUUCUUGAUUUUUGGCGGGUUUUUUUGUGAUGUUGAGCUUAAGGCCUCAUCGAUGUGGCAGCUCAGUUCUCCAGGGUUUUGGGAAGCUGUGUGACUGUUUCAUGACAUGGCCCCAAACAUUGUCUUUACAAACAAACGUCUGUCUGCCAAGGUGGGCCCUGAAACUACAACAGUGACCAUGAAUUAUUCACACAGGACACAGUGUGUGUGACUUAACACAUGCUCUAAAUAAAUAUUUAACUUCUGUACUUAAACAGACCUUUUCCUCACAAGACAUUUCAGGAACAAAAAGAGAUUUCACUGAGCCGCCGUGAAUAUUAGACAGAAAAUAAAGAAAUUAAAGUUCUCUGUCAGAGGAGAUGUUUCAUCAUCCUUAUGAUUGGGAACGUUGGUGGUUACCGACAACUUAAUCCUAUUUUCUUUUGGGAGAGCGAUGUCACAGAAGUGUAUCUCAUCAUUGUUACAGGAGAAGCAGCUUUGCCAGUUGAACCAUCUCUCCUGAUUUCCUCAGCUUCCUUCAGUCUUCAGAGGCAGUCUGCUGCUCAGACGCAGAGCAACUGUCUCCUGAAGGACUGCUCAGAUAAGCACAAGUGAAUUCUCUCAGAUGUGCCUCAGUUCAGCUGCGCUUGUGGAAGCAACGUUCAGAUCAGUCAUUGUGUAACGAAACAUCAGGCCUAUGCAAGUUUUUACCUCACAAAAAGAUAUUUACCUUUUCCCCAGAGUAAACAGAAUUUAGUUCCAGCGCUUGUGUCUGUGUUUGUAAUAUUUGGAUGUCUGACAAAAAUAAUGUACGAUGCUGUUAAAGUUAUUCAUCAUCCUCCCUGAGGAGCUCUCGCUUUCUGUUUGUUUGUUUUUACAGCGGAGUGAAACUGCUGAGUGUGGAUGUUGUGAUGUGUAUGAUUCAUGUGUGUUGCACUGUAAGUUUUAUUUUCCCCUUAUGGCUGUUUCCUUUGAGGUGUAAAAAAAAAACAGAUCUGACAUUGAUAGAAGGACUGCCCAACAAAUACAACUUUAUCAGUCAUUAAGCCACUGAAAAGUUUUUGGAUGCAAAAGUACAGAAUUUGAGGUUUGUCAGAGCAACGUAACUUAGAGAACAGAAAAAAAUCCACUUUUUAACACAUUAUGUUUCUCUCUAAGGGUUUAGUACAUUAAAUACAUGGAAUCCAAACAUAUUGAGGCACAUGUCUGUGAAUCACAGCAGUAGAAAUCUAAGGUCAUUUGGUGUUUCUGUUUUAGAAGCUCAGAUAAACUGCACAUUUGGUCAGAUAGAUGUCAGUCAGACGCUGUCCCCCCUUCCUUCCUCUCUUGUUUGUCUCCUGCCAAAAUCAAAUCAUGUAAAAGUAGAAGAUGGAUAAAACUGAAUGACACCAACCCAAACAGAGGUAUUUAAUGAAGUACACAAAGAUUGACCUUUGGGAUGUACAAAUGGCAUUUCUGAGUGCGUAAAAACACCUUUGCUUUUGUCCCUAAGGAGAAAAACUGUUCUACAGCAAACAUUCAGACUUUCCCUGUUUACUCGUCUAAUCUUUUUUGUGAUUGUUUACAUAUUUGGACCUGUGAUAAUUUUCUGCAUGAUCAGUACAACUUACAAAAACAUCGAUUGUUUGCAUGUAAGAAACAAGCAUAUUUUAACAUGUUAGUAAUGAAUCGUUUCAACUUUUAUGCACAGGAAAUCAUUCUGAAUAAUAUCAGUAAGAUGUAAGGACAGUGUGUUGUUUUUCUUAUGUGUCCUGUACAUUUAAAAUAAAGCUAUCUCAGGCAGUCCUUGUUUGUGAUACUGACAAGUUUUAAGGCCCUCUAAAUGUUUUUAAUUGAUGCAACUGGGCUGGUCAGUCUGCCUUUUUAAUGACCAAACUGAGAAAGCUUGUAUUGGUGAAGGGGAUCUCAACUAUGAAUAAUAAUUCAGUAUAUGUGACGACCUGUUUUAUUGUACACAAACAUUGAUAUAUCUGAAAAAUAUCCAUUUAGGUACAAAAAGGAAUAAUUUCAUAUAUUUUAUUUUCAUUUUUUAUGUGAAAAUGAAGCUUUAAGUACAUCAUAAUUUAAUAUGCUGAAUAUGUGUGCCUUCAAGAAUUAGACAGAGGACAAUAGUUUUGAAUGUGCUCUCUACUUUUCAACAGGUAAAUCAGAGAGGGCUCAAUUUCUUGGCUUUGGGAGGGAUCCUGGUGCAUCCGGCUGCCAGGUGAGUUUCUCAUCAGUCAUGUUACCCCCUGCUGCUUUAAUCGCUGAAGCCAAGUGCUGGUUUGGUAUUUUUCAGAUCAAGAAUCUAUUUAUAUUGUGCGACAUGUGUAUGCUCAGCAGACCAAAAAGAAGUAUUACCCCUUCUAAAUUUUGACACUCGUCUGGAGGAUUCAUGAGGAAAACAUAAUGACUCUCCUGAGUUCAGGUAUAGAGAGUGAUCAGGUUCUUCACAAGACUGAAUGUCUCUCUCUAGUUAGACGCUUGUUGUCUUCUCUUUGUAUAAUGGAGUUUUAAGGAUGUCAUGCCUGAAUGUAAUCAAGGUUGGAUCACUCUUAAUCUCUCCUUCUCCAUCUAAUUAAAUCCUGUAAACACCAAAAACUCAUCAGUCAGGAUUUCGCCUCUGUUACUAUCAUAGCCUUAUCCACUGUAUAUUCCUUUUGUUGGCUUUGUAGGGAUUUGAGAACUGACUUAAAAGAUUCUAGUUUGUAUGAGUCCAAGAUUUAAAAAGAUAAAAACCCAAAUUGAGUUUUGAAAUUUUGAACAUUUGGGAGCCAAAAGGAUCCCAGAAGCCUUUUAAUUCAGAAAAAGAGUCUGAGGCCAAGUCGAGGAGCCUCUGUCACUAUUAGAAAUGGAUUUAUCCCCAAUACAAUUCUGCUUGAAAGGAUUUUGGCCUUUUCAUGCUGGACACUUCGUAAUCACAAAGAGAUAAAAACUAAAGAUAAGAUAAAGCAAAAAUUGAAGGAGGUCGUCUCAUCUUUAUAUAAACAGUUUUCUGAGGGAAUACUGUUGAAACAAUUCUGAGUGGGAGCUGCAGGGAGAUAUUUACACAUCUGCAGCUGCAGAUCAAUUGACAGGAAGUCCUUACAAUCAGCAUCUCUCUGCAGCAAAUCUCAACAGCGUAUGAUAGGAAGAGGAUCAACAACUUGAUGAAAAUAAAUGGCCUUAAACUAGCGAAUGACUUACAAAGCAAAGUAUUUUGAACGGCUGAGUAUUUUCAAUCUGACAUCGCAGUGCAACCUUUCCUUCUGUGUUCUGUUGAGUAACUAAAGAAGACAAAAGAUCCAGUUAUUUACUUGCAACAAGGCAGGUAGUUCUGUUCAGUUCCUGAGCAUCCUGACCUACAAACUGCCUGAUGUGGCACGUGACUCCUGAGGCUUGGAGCAGAGCCCCACUGUGGGGGUUUUUCAGACUCUGACUUAGUGCUCAGGUGAACCCUAAAUGAGCUGCAAAUAAUUUAACAUUUCAGAUCGGAAUUGCAGCAUAUCAUUGUCACACAGUGACUUUCUAAGAUGCAUGUAAUUUGUAAAUUAGUGUAAUCUGAAGUUGCAGUUGUUUUGAGUAAAUAGCACUUAAUUAAGAUUUGUACACAGAGGUCUGAGAGAGCGUCCUCAUCCUCAUCUUGAUGAUAAAGUCAAAGAGGGCUGAGCCGGGUUUCUGCACAGAUUUUUCUCUCUCUGAACAAAGAGGCAGCAGAAGUGGGUCUGUUUUACCAUGUGAAUGCUGUUGCACUAUGUCAGAUCUCUAUUUUUAUAAAACCUGAUUAUUUCUCUUUUUUUUGUGAUGAAUUUGUGUAGCAUUGUCCCUAACAGCUUUUUCCUGACCCACAUUUCAGAUCAGACAAAAUAAUCAUCUUUCUUUUGUAAUACCUUUGAUAUUGUUACUAGAUUGAGUUUUUUUGGAUUGUUUUGAAUGUGUCAGAACGUGUGUCGGAUUUAUCAAUCAGGAAUCAAAGCUGUUAGAAAGGUUACUGUGUCAAUCCCCACAGAGGUGUAAUCCUGUAAAGGGGUUUCCAAGAGGGCACGUGAGGCCUGUCCUUAAGCCAGCUACUACACACUGGCCUCACAUGAUCCCUGCUCUGCUGGUCUGCAGCCGAUUACUCUAAUUAGACCAAGUCCUUAAUUGGCCUCUUAACCCAGUUUGUCAGGGUUGUUGAGGUUGAAAAACGUUUGAGAUAGGAUGUAGCAGACGGGUUUAAAAAAGAUUUAUUACUAUGGAUGUGCAUUGAAUUUCCCGUCAGAGAUGAAAAAGGUUCUUCAUAUCUUAUCUAGCAUGUUUAACAAAAAAUGACAAAAGCCAUAUCCUGAUAAAUUCUGAUGUGUAAUUUGAAGAUGACUGUUUGGUUGUUUCGCCACACACAACUGAAGUAAACACAUUACAAAGGAGCUUGAUCAUUUACUUGAGUUACAGCAUUCUCGUGUUUGUUCUCUCUUCCAGUCCUCUGUGAGGCCGGACAUUGGGUUAGCCAGUCCAAGUCCAGUGACUCCAUCAGGGAAGUCAGCGGCGCCGUUGUACUCUUUCACUGCAGCCAAUCCUAGAAGACGUUCUCUACAAGAUGCUCCGCCCAUCGGUUAGUGCCACUUAUAUCAUUAUAGAGGAAAAUGACUUAGAUUUGUAUUUUUAUUUGAACAUAUACCAGUUUUCUUAAAGUCAGUUGUUUUUCAUCAUUAACAAAUGUUCUUCAUGCAGUUCUGAAAUAAAACGAACAUAUUCAGUGACGCUUAAGCUUUGCCCCUGAAAGAAAUGAUCACUAAACGAUACAGUGGUAAUAAAAUUCGGUAACACUUUAUUUGACGCCUAUCUCUGUAACACAUUUUAAAUACAUGUAUAAUACGUUAUAAUCAUGUUAUAGUAUUGUAUGACUAUAGUUAUAAACACUCAUACAUGAUCAUAAUUCUUUAUAGCAAUAAUCAUAACACAUUAUAAAGCAUUUUAUCAUGACUUACAAAGUCAGGUAUUAUAAUGUGUUAUAACUGUUAACAACUCACUGACAAUGCCCACAUAGAUAAUGCAAUGCAACUGUUGUUCACAGUUAUAACACAUUAUAAUACCUGACCUUGUAAGUCAUGAUAAAAUGCUUUAUAAUGUGUUAUUAUUAUUGCUUGAAAGCAUUAUGAUCAUUUAUGAGUGUUUAUAACUAUACUAUUAUACAGUGCUAUAACCUGAUUAUAACACAUUAUAAAUAUAUGUAUAAUGCGUUAAAGAGAAAGGCGUCAAAUAAAGUGUUACCUAAAAUUCUUCUUGGUACAGCGAUGUGGACCGAUGUUGGUGUAUGUAUUUUGAAACAACAAUAUUAAAUCGAAAUAAUGAUUGACUUCAAAAUUGUGAUCAUCACAGAACAAUGCCACACUGUAGAGAUUUGGGGGGGGGGGGGUUAUUGUAGCUUAUUCAGAACACCUUCUUUGAUGCCUUUUUUUUUGUGAACAAAUAGACGUGCUUUCAUCUCUCCACAGAUCCUCUACAAACAAAAAAGGUUCGCAAGGUCCCUCCUGGCCUGCCUUCAUCUGUGAGUGGAAGAUCAUCUACCUCUCAUAUAAAUAGAUUUCACAGUGAGCUGACUUCAGCAGACACACACACACACUCACACUCAACACUUACACACAGAGCGCUCUUGACUUCACGACGGCAUCACUUGACAUCACAACCGGGAAUUCUCUUGUUUUUGUGGGCCGUGUUGAGCAGUGGCAUGGGGGUGUCUAUUAAUUCAGAGAGUUCUGCUUUUUAAUAUUGGCUGUUUACAUGCUCCUUUGUUUAUAUGUGUGUGUUAGAGUCUUUUUAGACCACUCUUUCUGACAUUUUUUUAUGCGUGCGUGUCUGUGCGUGUGUAUGCAUAUACAUGUGCACCUCGAUGUGAUUGAUUUUUCAGUGCUGCCCUGUCACAGUGCAGCCUCCUCACAGCCUCUCCUGGGAGAGAGAGAGGCUGUCAGAGUGGAUCCCUAGCUCUGCCCUUUUGAUGUUUAAUUAGUCAUUACGUAGCCAAACAGGAGGACAGACAAAGAUUAAUAGCACAGAAUAUCUGAAAUUUCUAUUGGUAAUGAUCCCAGUGGAGCAGAAACCAUUAGGAUGCAGAAAAGAGAGGAGCUCAGCUUGCAGUUGCUUAGACAGGGGGUGCUGGAGUUCAUUAAUAUGCAUAAAUCACUAAGUCAGAUGUUCAUUGUUAAAACCCUGGUGGAUUGGUAAAGGUUUUAUUAAUCCUUGCCUUAAAAUCAGAGAAAAGGUUUAGGAUAUGAAUUGUUUUCUCUCUCAUAGAAGAAGCAACUGGUUUACCUUUUUCUUCCUUAAACAAUAAAAGGGUUUUCUUUUUUUCCUUUUCGGUGAGGGAGUCUGAGACUGGAUUUGCUUCUCAGAGCUUUGAUAAUCGUCACCUCUGCUGCUGUUCCUCUGAAAUCAAAUAUGGAACAGGCUGCGGAACAUAAAAGGCUGGCAUGUGUUUUGUUUCUGGAUUUGUGUUUGAAAAGAAGUUUGUCAGUGUGUGAGGGAAAGACGCAGCGGCAGGAACGUGCGUUGCCUUCCCUCUUAAGUAAGUGAUAUAUUUGAGGUCUUGUCAGAAGGAGGGAGAGAGGCGAAGAAUGGCUGCCUCACGGGUUACAUCUCUUUGUUGUGUAAAUGGACGCUGGGCUUUUAUUUGUCAGUACUUAACACAUGGGCGCAGGUGCGGUUCUGUGACUCAUAAGAGUACUAUCAAGUGGUACAAUGCAGGAUGGGGAAAAACAGUGACAGAGCAUAGGAUAAAAUACAGCUUCUUCUUGUCACUCAGUGGUGCUCAGGAGAUAAAGCCUGGAGCUUGGAGGAAUUAUCCCCGUUAGUCUUUGAUCCCAUUUGAAAGAAUAAAGAUGGUAGUGUUGAAUACAGGUCUAUAGGUCUCCUUUAACCUGCUGACGAGGAAAGGAAAACAUAAAGCCAGGUUUUUGAUAGGUGGUAAAUGUGGAAAUGUAUGAGUGGGAGGUUGUCUGGCAGCUUUUAAGAGGUGUUGGUAUCAGACUGAUGGUGAGCAGAGGUGAUGUUUUAACUAUUGAAUGGUGUAAAGAGCUUCUCGUGGCCUCUGAUAUGUGUACACUGGCUCUUGCAGAAUGUGAUAUUGCAUUUAUGAAUAUUGCUAUCAUCUAAGACCCAUGUUGGUGUCUCUAGCAGCAAAGGUGGUUGUAAAAAAGUGUUGAGGGGGAAGGUGCACCUGGAGUCAGAGCUACAUUGCCCGAGGCAGCUGUGUGAAGAGCCUGCAGCAUACCUGUACGACAUAAAUGCAGCUGCAGACACCACUGAAAGCUUUUGCUUGUGUAAGCAGGCGUGAGAGCCCCACCAGAGACCUGAAUAGCUGCCUGAUUUAAAAAAAAUCAACACAACGCUUCCUAUCAUUAUGUCUACUGCUGGGAAUUUUCUUAUUUAUUUAUUUUACUCCCAAAUCUCCCUUUUCCCUCCCCGAGCUUGUAUUCUUGCUCCCCAGUCUAAAAAUAAAUGUAAGAGUUUUAAAUCAUUUGGGCAGAAUGAGACGCAAGUCCAAGCAUGAUGUGUGUUUGUGUGUGUGUGUGUGUGUGUGUGUGUACACUACAUGAUGGAGCUGAAUCAAAAUAUUUACGGGAGCACAUCCUGUGUGCAUUUAGGUUUUGACACUGCAGAGCUCCAGGAUGUGAAGGCUAUCUGGACAGGCCAGCUGCUGAUUGCAAACAUUUAAAUGUUUGUAGGUUCUUUUCAAGUUAUAUACAGACACACUCCUCUCUGAGCCACACACACGCUCUCUGGAUGUGUGCCGCUCGCAGACACUGGAUACCGCACAUGUGAUUGUUAGUGUAAGAUGUAUAAGUAAUACUUGCCAUUAUUUGACAUAUUGUUUAUACUAGCUUUUCACUUUUCUCUCUACAAAUGCAGAAUGGGAACUUUGAAAAAAUUGUAAACUUUGUUGACAAAUUUGUCAGUGGGAAAGAGAAACAUCCUUACAGCGCUCUAGUGUGACAGCUUUCCUUUUUAUUUUUGCUACAGUAGACACCUUGGCUAUAAUUGGCUCCCUGCAUUAUUUGACUGUAUAAACCAAGCACUGAGAGCGAAGGACAGAGCGUGUUGUCAUUGGACAGACAGGCGGCUGCGCUGAGGGAUGCUGAUGGGCAGCUGCGUGGGCACCUGUCUGACAGGAGGACUGAAGACGGAGAGGGAGAGAGAGAAGGGGGAACGGGGGGGUUGUGGCUUGUGGGGGAAAGUUGCAUCUUGUAGGAUAUUUAUGGGAGGCUGCAAGGGCAUGGUGUGUAUGUGUUAUGUGUGUGUGUGUGUCAGUUUGUUUGUGUAAGUAGUGUUUUCUUUCCCCCCUACAAACCCCUUGUCAGAAGCACUGCGGCUCGAUGUGACACUUCCUACCUGGCUUUGGUGAUGAUAUGGCUGCAGGAUGAGAGAAAGAAAGUGGUGGGCAGGGAUUCAGCUCCCCUCGGGGGCUUUUGCAAGCGAGAACCCUGAGUGUGGAUGACAAAAUAGAUUGACAUUUGCUUUUGACAGAUCACUCAGACACCCUUGUUUCUGAGAGAUUUGUACUGUGCGCACUGCAAGAAAUGAAGUCUGCUCUGGGCUGUGAAUCUUAAGACCCAGAAAUGUUCCUCGCAGUGCUGUCUAGUGAAUGACAUUCAGAUGAUGUUCUGUCUUUCUAUGUGCAUCUGUCUUUAACGAAUCAAAGACAACAGAUCGGAACGUGGUACUACAAAAGUAACCCAGUGUCCCGUUGUGCUGAGGAAGCUGCUCCUUUUUUGACUUCUUUGAACCACAGAAGGCUAGAACAAAGUAACAAGGUUUGAUGAAUCGACUGUGGAUGAAAUGCAUUUAUAAAGCUCUAAGUAAACAUUCAGUCUUGGCCUUUAAAGUCUGUCUGCAAAAUCAGAUAUUGGGUCCAUCCUGCAGAGUUAUAAAUAUUUGCACAAGUUAUAUUUUUCUCUUUGACAUUCUGAUCUGGAAUUCACAGACAGAUGCACUAAGUGCGCCUUUUGGGGCGGUUAUAGAGCAAAGACAAGCGCAGAUGAUUGUUUUUGUGACAUCUUAUGAAGAUUCUCCAAAAAACAUUUCAUUGUGUGGUGAUGGCACCACAGACAGAGUCCUGUGUUACAGUCUCGUAUCGCUAAGAUGAAAAACAAUGAAGCAGGCAGGUCAGGAGAGGACACAUUUUGUGAAUAAUGAGGCCAGCACAAUUUCUACAGGCAUUUCAGACUUUCCAAUACACAGAGGAUUUCUGUCUGCAUUUCAUUUGUCAGUUUAGCAAAACGACUGAUUACUUUGUAUAUUCUUGAAAACUUAAGAUUCUCUUCCUGUGUAUUAAUUUGGUGUGUGUAAAAAAAUCUGUUGUGAGUUUGUAUCAGUAAUUUGUUUUAAAUCUUAAGAAACGAUUUUUGUGUGGUUUUGAUUUCUGCUGAUCCAAAAACUGUUUAAACAACUGCAGGACAGAUUAUAACCACCCAAAGUCAAAAACCAUCCUUUUGAUUCUCAGUUUAAGAUAAAAAAUGUUUCUUUUCAGCUCUAUAGAAAUAAUGUGAAUGUUGUGAAAUAAGUACGUUUUUGUAGAGUAAGUUUUGUUGAGUAGGCACAUUCAAGUAAAGAAUUUUAAUGAUCUAAGUGCUGGUUUUCCUUCAGCAUAUUUUAGCUAUCUUUGUGUGUUUUUAUUGUCAGUAGUUGUUGAUCUGUCAGGCUUUUGAAGGAAUUUUGCAUUUGUUCUGUAAAUAAUUUAGAUUUAGUUUUGAGUGUGUGCGUGUUUGUGUGGCUUACUUGAAUCUAUAUGGGUUUUUAAUAUAAAAAUGUUCUGCUUUUUGCAGUUUUUCAGUAGAAACAUGACUGCAUCAGUCUCAGUCAUGCAUAUAAAAAUUGCAUAACAUAUGUAUAUAGAUUUAGAGGGUUUAUAACACCAUUCUGUUGUGUCUGUUUUUUGCAUGUGGGAGGUUUGUUUGCAGGCUACAACAUUUUAGGCUCUGACCCAGCCUCAGUUUGUGAGCUCCCCAGAGACUUAGCCUCAUCAGAUGGUUGAUUAGAUAGACACCCUCAGUUUGACAGGGAUGAUGCUGAACAGUCACAGCCACCCCUGGGACCAUGGGCCUCGUGUUUAUCUUUGUUUGGGUUGUUGAAAUUUACCACUGACAUUAGAGGCUGCAGAUAAAAGAGCAGGCAAACAAGCCAGAGGCCUGACCUCUUUCAUGUGCGAGGAGAACAAGGAGUUAAAAGGACAAAGAGCAGGAAAAUAAUGCACAGAUUAAAGUCAUUACUCACAUUGUGGCCUGUUGUAAAUUAUUCAUGUAGAGCUUGCGUGAGUCUCCAGCAUUAAUGCAAACCUUGAUUUUUAGAUUACUGGCAGGCCCAAGAAUAGAGGCUGUCAGCAUUUACCAAGGUGGAUGUUUGUUAUUUAGAAACAUCUAAACCAGGCUGAUGCUACACAGAAAAACACAUCACUGCACAACAUAAAGCUUUUAACUUCAGGACUCAGCUGCAGGUCAGGGGUCACGUACAAUGUGAUGUCUCAGAGAUAAGUCACACCAGUCCACUGUAAUAGAUAGAGAGGGUGAAUAUCCUGUUUAUACCAAACAGUGUGUGGAAUCAGCUUAGGGCUGACUUAAUCGUUAAAUAAAUUCAGUUGCACUAAUUUAUUAUCAUUUCAUGAAUGAGAUCCUCUGAUUUUGAUUCUUCUUGUUGUAUAGCUACUAAGCCCAUAAUAAUUUGGUAAACUGUAAAUGGACUGUUGUCAUGUUGUGUUUCUUUGGUCCUCUGACUACUAAAAGUGCUUUUACAUUUCAAGUCCCACCUAUUCACACUGCAUUCAUACACUGUGUCAGAGGCUGGUUUUUAAGUCCCCCGUCAGUUUGAAAUAAUCCCAUUUCCACUCUUCAGGGUUACAAAAAGUCAGGAUAGUUGGAGGUUAAGUGUCUUGCCCAAGGGCACUUUGGCAUGUGGAUAGCAGGACAUGGGAUCGAACUCCUGGCCUUCUGUUUAAAGGACGACUGACUGCUGAGCCACAGCACCACUGAUUUCAAAAGCAGAAUCCAAGUGUUAGACAGAUCCCAUCAGACAAUUACAGCUCAUAAUGUCUGUAUGUUAGUGGAUCCAUUCAAGUGUCAACUUCUUAGAGAUCCUUUUUCAGUUCUGUCUGACUUAGAUAGUUUAAUCAACAUUUGUAAGAGGUAUCUGAAGAGCACUACUGUAAGCUACAGGUGCAACUGGUAAGAAAAUUCACUCAUUUAAACAGAGAAAACAAAAAAAUUCUGUUGUGGUGGACUCUCAUUUGCCUGUGCGGUCAAACACAAGAGAAAAGAAAAGAAAAUCUGUUUUUUUUUUUCAUGAAUACACUUAACUACGAUCUCAGGAGCAUUUUCAUGUAGUGUGUUUGUGUGUUUUGUAUUCCAAGCUUGUUUUACAACCAAUGAGAUUAUUGAUAAAAAGAGCUAUGAUUAAACAUUUUUGAACACAACUGUGGGGACAUACUUUCAAACCUUUGGUUAUCUAUAAAAAAUUUGACAUUUUCUAAUGGCUUUAAGAAGAUCUGAAAAAGUCUUAUCUUUAACUCGAUCAACACUGCUGAAAGCUUGAAUUAUGAUUGUUUCAUAAUCAGUUCAUUUAUGAUACAGUCGGGGGUUUUAGAGGAUGGGGGUCUGAAUCCCUUGUGUAUUCACCCCCCUUUCUCCGAGUCAGCCCCCUCUAAUUAGAACCAGAACUCCUUACAGGAAACAAUCUUCCUGUCUGAUGACAUCAUCACUAAAUCCAUGAGUGAGGCGGGAGUGACCUCAGCCUGGGAGAUUUGCUCCAUGUUUUUCAACACCCAUUUUUAAAUAAAAUCUCAUCCUGCUUUCUCUAAAAAGCCGAAGGUUGAGCUCACUGCUGUGAAAAAUGGUAAAAGGCUGCUUGCCUUGGAAACUGUAAUAUCAAUUAAAGCAGUUGGAGUUCAGCUGUUUUGAAAUUAACACUAGCUUUAUGUAAGUUAAGGUUUCGUUAUGCGGUGGUUAUGCUAAAUAGAAUCCUGACAGGGUGAGGGUUUGUGUCUGGGGGUUUGUCACUCUCAUUGUUGCUCUCAGGACGCCAUCAGCCACCAGAGAAUAGCUUUGAUGUAGUCAGCAUGAGAGUAUAAACCAGGUUGAAGCCUGCAACAGCAUAGCUAAGAGCUGAUCCAAGCCUGGGCCAGCCCUAAGUUAGGCUUUUUCAUAAAGGUAAGGUUUCAGCCUAGAGAGGGUACCCGCCCCCUGGACCCUGACUGGUAGAUAAUACGACUUUUAGGAGACUCUAGAUCUGACUGCAUGCUGGGUGUGCAGUGUCCCAGGGGGGUCUUUGGCACUAUUAGCUCUUUAAGAUAUAAUCAAAUCUCACCAUUUAGAUGGGUUGACAGAUUUUUGGUCUUGUCUGCUUUUGUAAGUCAUUUUGAGCCAUCACUAUUAAUCAUUUUCAGAGUGUUUGGAUUAGAUUCAUGUUGAAAUCAGUCUUUUCUAUGACUUUUAAAUAGAUUUGUGGAUGUAUUUUUCAGAUGAGUUGAAUAUCACUGUCACUGGUCCAUGUUGAGAGGCUGACCAAUUGAGCCAAUCUACAGUAACUAACAUUUUUUUCAGCCCUAGCAUACCCCUGCCUCUUUCUCUCAUGUGUCUGACUGCUUGAAAUCACAUGUUCUGUAAAAUCAGUCCUCCUCUUUAAUCUUAAAACUCUAAUUAAAUGUAUAUAUUUGAAUCAUAAUCUGAUUUAAGUCCUAGACAUAAUCGUCAUGUGUCCUGCAGAGUCUGUAUUAAAAGAAUUGGGCUAGCAGAGUACUGAAUCACUGGGAAGAUAUGUGUUCAUCAUUUCUCGCUGCUUUCAUGUGUUUUUUCUUGUGACUCUGUGCGGUGUGUCUGGACUUGUUUUGGAGCCCUUCAAACACUUCUAUCAUUACCAGUUUUCCUUAAAGCAUCAACUUGAAACAGUGCCAGAUUUAAAUCAGUAACCGCAUGUAGAGCCAGUGUUUUUGGCCCAGUUUGAAAGAGUCCUGGAGAAGAAAGGGGGAUAAAUAAUAACAGCACUAAAAGGAAAAGCAUAAUAAAGGCCUAGUUUUCUUAGGGAAGUGGAAGCUUUCAUCUUUCUAUAACAAUAAUGUUCUCAAUGAGUCUGCAGGCCUGUGUUUAGUCCAGGAAGCUUGGAGUGGUGGAGAUGAAAGGGAUCCAGUCCUGACUGUACAGACCGGCCUCUCUCUGGAAUAUGCUAUCUAUCCUUUCUUCCUCCCCUUUCUUCUCCUCUCCUUUGCUCCCCCCUCCUCCCCACAUGAUAAAGGUAAUGGGGAGCUGUGUGGCUCGCAGUGAACGUAAACCAUGGCAAAAUGGCUGUCGUUGUUUGGUUCCCCCCAACCUCCCUUCCCUCCCUCAUUUCUCCCCCCUGUCUGAGGCCCCCGGGGUUUAGGAAAUGGAGCAUUAUUUUCAUGUUCCUACGUCACGAGCCAGCCCCUUUGCAGCUGUUGCAUGCUUCACAACUCUGUGUUUACAGCCACUUCUCAGCUACAGGUCUUACUCUGCCAGCACUGAGACUAACAUAUUUCACAUUAAUAAAUACACUGCUUGUCCCCCUUUUCCCCUCUCACUUCCGGGGAUUUGAUGUAUGCUUUACAAUUUUUUUCCUCCCAUAUCCUCAGCCUUCAUUUUCUCUCCCUCAAGACUCUUAAUUGUUGAGUGAGCCAUGUGUGGGAACAGGUGAAAUGUGUUGCCAGAUUGCUAACGCUAUAUUUUACCUCCCUGCAUGCCUGGAGACUCAUUUAAUCAUCACAAAAACAAAAAGAUUAGACACUUGGGAUUAAAAUGUGUAGAGCACUUACUCAUGCACUCAUUUGCUCUCCCUUUAAUUACUCAUAUUAAUGUUUUAAUCCUUCUUAGGGUGAAAUUAUUUUAGUUCCAGUUUGUUGGGGUUCCCCCUGCAGAAAAUCUUCAUUUUUUAGGCCUGAAAUUAAUUUUAUUUUCUCUCUUCCCUCUCCCUCUCUCUCUAAAUCCGCUCACACAUUUGUUUUCUGUCCCGCCCACUUCCCUUUAUCUUCCCCUUACCUCCCCCUCCUCCCCAUCUCAUCCCCUUCCCCGUUGUCCCUUUUCCUCUCUGCCUCAGCACUCAGAGGCUUAAGAGAGGGACGUACCAUCUGAGCCACUCCCUUCUGACUCCCACCCCUCUUCCCUCGCCAUGCAAUGGUAUAAUCCUGCUUUGCAUAAGUUUCCUCUGAGUGGGUCGUGUGUGGAGGCCAGGACUGAGAAUUAUUAGUCUCUUUUGAGCGCUUUGGAUGUAUGUGUAGAGAAGGCUGGUGUGCUGCUGUUGAGUAUCUUUAUCACUGAAAUAGUUAAAGCUAGAAUGUAUUGCGCCUACCCUGUCCCUGGAAUGGGCAGUAACUCUUUAAUGUAUUACUACAACGGGAAAUCGGUGAGUACUCUCUUUGGGAAUGUGUGUAUUAGAGGAAGAAGAGCUGGAAGAAGUGUGUGAGUGUGUACUCUGCCUGUCCCCUAACUGUCUUUGUGUCAAUAAUUGUAGUUUUUCAGUUGAAUCAAGAUAAAGCACUGUGCUCCUGUGUGUGUGUAUGUGUGUGUGUGUAUGUGUGUGAGUGUCUGAAUGCAUGUGCCUGAGGGUUCUCUCCCCCUGAUUUUCCAUGACAUCAGUUAAAGCUGAGUGACUUUGUAAUUUAGUAACACAAAACAACUGUCUUAACUUUUACACUUGUGCAACUUUUGUACCUCAUCUGUGAACAAACUAGUGAGCGCUCUAGACAAAAAUCAUUGUCAUUUACAAACUUUCCCUCACACACAGAAUGAAACUGCACUGUGGCACGAAAAGUUUUUUUGCAGCCUUGAAUUUAUUUUUACUGGCUGGGUGCUUGAGCUCCGAGACGGGGCUGAAAUAAUAACAAGUGGGAGUCUGGGAAUGAUUAAGGGAAAGAGGCUGCCUGUUGAGGUUAGACUUUCCUGUUUGCAGAUUGAGCUCCAAGCACCAGUGUUGCUGUUAUUCCAUCUGUUUUUAAUCACAUCGGCAUUCUUCACACCACAGGGAGCUUAAUGUGAUUUCUGAACUUCUCUGUAAUGACCUCUUUGAUUUCUGUUAGUUUGAAAAUGUUGUCUACUCAAGAACGCUUUUAGUUCCUAAAUCUGUGAACCACUGUGUGUGUGUGUGUGUGUGUGUGUGUGUGUGUUGCACUUGGACUUGGUUAGGAUUUACAGUUCUGAGUAAGGAUAUUGAUUUAAAGACAGGUUGUGUUGAAAACAGUUUUAAAAGACAUGAAAUAAAUCCUCCUGUUUCUUUGAUGGUCAAAGUCAUCAUCAACGCUCCUUCAGGCGUAUGAAUCUGUGUGAGGAUGUAGUUUUGAAAAGGCUAAACAAGAUCUGUUGUGAGUGACAGUAAUCCUCAAGUAAUGAUCCUGUCAUAAGCAAAUUACACAGGCGGAUUUCCACCUGCCUUUGCAUGUGCUGUUUUUGCUAUUACAUAAAGGGCACAUAAAGGAAGAAUGAAGCCUGUUUUUAUGAUGCUGUAUUGAAAAGGUCAGCCUACUCAAGCUUGUGUUUUAAUUUUCUUAAACCCGCGUUUCCUCUUUGUUCCCUCUACACAUAACGGAGACUUUGAUCUUUUGAUAUAAAGUAUUAACAGGCUUGUGUUACAGUUUGUGAUGGGAAGAAAAUUGAUCACAUGUGGACAAAACGGGCAAACUUUAUGAUCAAAAGCACUCGUUAAACUAGCACCAACUUUUUUCCCUUGUUUUUCAUGCUAAGAAAAAAAACAUGGUGCCUAACAUUUUUUGCAUCUAUUCGAUCCACACUAAUUUGUUCUAAUGCAGAGUUGCAUAGCAGGCUCACCAUCUGGAGCUCUGGGAGAAUUCACAGUGGGCCAUUGGCUUGUGAGCUGGUGGCACAGAACCAAUACAGAUGGAGCAACUCACUGAUCUUUCUUCCGUCGCCCAUUAGUGAAAAAGGAAGAAAAUCAAGUGAAAGCCCUGCAGUGAUUGUUCGCCCUGUUUUUCCCUCUUGUUUUGAUUCACAAAAACAUCCCUCCCUCCAGAUGAAUGUCAUAAAAUGAGUUUGAGCUACACUCAAGAGACAACACGUUCCGUUCGGUGGUGGCUGUUGUUGUUAUUUUGCUGUAGUUGUUGUCUGCAACAGGUUAUACUACACUUUGUAGGGGUCAGCACCCAUCGCCAGAAGCUAAUCCUUACAUCUGCCUGAAUGUGCACAUGUGCUGCACAUGCACCGAAGCAUGGGUGCUUGUGCAACUCAGAGUGAGAGUGGGGGUCGUGGCUCCAUGUGUGUUGACUAUCAUAUACUGAGUGUAUAUGUUGCAUACGUUGUUAGGAGAUAAUGAAGUUGCACUGAUGGCAAAACCACAUUUUUGUGGUAUUAGCAACUGGAAUGUGCUAUCCUGCUGUGUGGUGGAUCUAUUUUUAGAGAGUCUGAUGUCAGAAAUGUGUGUUUAGAUGUAAGAUGUUACAGGUUUGCUUUAGAAGAAGAUCAAAACAAACAUGCUGCAUCUUCAGUCUGUCGUAUUUUAUAUAGGACAACAACAGUCAUAUUUCUAAGGGCUUAUUAGUGUGCUUUGAUUAGAGUUUGUUAAACAUUGCAAACAGGCAGAUAAAUGUCAUUUUAGAGUCAACAUGAUAGAAUUCUGUCUUUAGCCGGGAGCUGUUUUACACCUUUUGAUUUCUAUAUUUUUGUCAGUGUUAAGCUCUAAAGUAUUUCACAGUACAUGUCAGAGUGUUUAAAUGCUUUAACAAGUUUUGAAAUUACAAUCAAAAUUCCAAAAGCUGUAAAUGUAAGCUGUACCCUUUUGCUCAAGUAUAAUUUCAGCAAAAUAAAACUAAGUUUUUCUCACUCAACAAAAUGCAUGGAAACAUUCCAGUCACGCUCAUAGUUUCUUGCUUCAAGCAAACUAUCAAACUAAAUUAAAAAAAAGGACAGUGAUACGACAGUUGGUAGAUUUUAUAUCAUGUCUUUUUUUUUAACUGAAAAUACUCAUCUCUGUAUUUUUCACCAAGUAUUGGCAAGUGUCACGCACAAAUGUUGAUUAACACCCCUCCAAGCAGGCAGAGCGAAGCAGUAGUUUGAGGAGGCAUUGUGUGCGUUGGCACGUUGAGUCCUGUAAGUGUGUGAGUCCUAAACUCAAAACAGAAUAACACACAGAGAGAGUAUUGUGAUUUUAAUUCAUGAUAUUCAGAACAAAAAGAGGACGACUGAUUCUUUCCUUUGCAGCCUCUUGGCUGUACACCUGAAUUUCCCUUAGUUUUAUUAUUUACUGUUCUGUUAUUAUGUUACACACUCGGGUCGACAGCUUGUGUUUCGAUAUUUCAUGUCUAAAGGCAGAUACCAUGAAACUCGCAGACGUGGAAGAGAAAGUUGAGGAUGUAUAAACCUCUCAGCUGGGGCAGAGUGCUACUGAAGGUCAAAGCUACGUCACUGUACAGAGCCACUGACUCAGUGCAGCAAUUCUUUUUCAAAAGCAGGACGUUAUUCCUCAAAGGACUAAAAAUGACUCUUCAAUCACUGACUUAUUUUAUGUCCUUCUAGCUAUCGUUUACCGUACAUCAGUAGAUUGAAAUUAUUCCUCUGUGUUUGCAUGUUCUGUAUAAAGGACAUUUAACAUUUAACUUUUAUUUAACCGUAAAUGCUUUUUUCUUUUUUGGUCAGUGUUAUUGAAUUGUUACUAUUUGAUACUUUUGACAGUGCUUCAUUUUAGGGAAAAAAAAGGGGCAUAAGAGAGUUUGUUUUUUAUGAAAGAAACUCGCUGAUGCACAGGCCUACAACUGGUGUAGGCCUGUGUUGGUGUGCUGAUCCGUGUGAGUGACGGCUUUUAAUUAAUGGCCUUGUAAAAGGAAACCCAGGCGGGCCCUCUCUUCCACGGGCUGGCGGAAUGAGGCACCCAGUGUUUGGGAUGGUUUAUUAAUGCUUUGACUGGUUAGCCCAGGGUAAAAAGGGACAAUUAGCAUUAUCCGCUGCCAUAUGCUGCCCAUUGAGCGCCUGACAGAGGCCAAAGACAAAAGCUGGGGCUAACCUGAGAUCUCUAUGGAACUACUAUCAACACUGGUCACAUGUGUAAGCCAGAGGACCCAUGAGAGCCCCACCCCUCCUGGAGGCUUUAAUUACACUCCCAGACAACAGCACACUUGAGUCCAGCUCACUCAGCAGUCCGACAGCCCAGAGUCUCACUUAAUCUGCGUGUUUGAACUGAUAUUACUGGCAUCUUCACGUGUGUGUGUGUGUGUGUGUGUGUGUGUGUGUGUGUGUGUGUGUGUGUGUGUGUGCGUGUGUGUGUGUGUGUGUGAGCAACUUAUUUCAUUCAUUAUUUGAUUAUUGUUACACAUUUUCCAUCAGUGAUUUCUGUAUAAAACCUCCCAAAACAAAUAAAAAAACCUUUGCGGCAAUGAACACAUGUACAGGCAUUAGAGUCAAACCUUUGAGGAAUAUAAUAGCUUUGUUAUUGAUCUCUAUAAACAACAUGCAUGCUGCAAAUGUGCAGGUGGAAUCAGGCGCGCUGGUCUGGCUCUGAUUAGAGUUACACGACUGUGGGGUCAUCCAGGCUGGUCUGUGGGAGGGAGAAUUUGUUCAAACCUCCUCUCCCUUCUUCAUCUGGAGUAGAUGAAGUCAGAGACCACAUCACUGGUGUUUGGCCUCCAGUCUCUUUGAUCCUGCUGCCUGGCUUGGCACACGCACAGCUGUACAACAGUGUGUCCAUUGUGCCUCUGCUUUCACUGUGCCACCUUCAGCCUGCAGGUAGAAAAAUAAAGAAAGCAAAGCAGGCUGUUUUUGGUGCCAUUUAGUCAAUUCCUGCUUCUCCGGGAAUGCAGUAAUUUGCCAGGUAUUUAGUCUAUGCGUGGAAGCAGGUAUCAUUAUACUUCCAUUAGUUCAGUUGAUCUGAAAUGCAAAUACCCCUGAUAAUCCACUCUUCCCUUCAUGAGCUUGAUUGCUCACCAGUCAUUAAAGUGUGUGGGUGUUCGUGUUUUUGGGGUUGAGCCAGUGAUAUUUCAUAUGUUUAUGUACCCGAACUCUAACUAUGAUUGUCCUUUGGAAUUAUGCCAAAAAUAUUUCCUUCAGACAAGAAAAUGGACUGUUUAUUUUAAUAAUAUAUUAUACCAUCAGUAAUAUGUGUUUUCUCCUUGUAGGUGUAUGCACCAUCUCCAAACUCAGAAGACUUCAACAGAGAUUCACCCUCGUACUCCUCUCCCAAACCCUCCAGCAGUAUGUUUGCAAGCACUUUCUUUGGUAAGUUCAAAAGCAGGUGUCAAAGUGAUCUGUUUACAUUUUGCUAUUUUCAUUCAGUCUGUUUAAUUGGUCAGAAAAGGUAAAUCUUCAACUAAGCAGUCUAACAAUUAAAACUCUUUGUAAUUUUUUUAAACAAAAUAUCAAAUAGUUUCUUGUUUCAGUUUAAGUUUCAAGAUUUGCAGCUAUUUUUCUCAUUUAUAAAAGGCGAUAAAGAGUCUUUGAUUUGGAGUUUUCGCAGACAUAAGAAGAAAUUGGAAGACCUUAUUUUAGUUUCCAGAAAUCUGACUUUUUAUUUAUUUAUUUUUGGUCUUUUUUUCACAUUUUUAGAGAAAACUGUUUUAUCAUGUUGUGGAUAAAAAAGGAAAUCUGUAGAUUGAUUUCUUAUAUGAUAAUAGGUAGUUUUAGUCCUAGUAAUUGUGUCAACAGUCCUAGUUAUUUCUCACCGGAGUCAUUCUGACCAAACACAGACUGGGAUAAACUGUAGAAAAACAGUCCUUUUGGACGACAAUAAGGCCAAACAAACCAGAUCUUAUAAAUCGUGUAACCUGUUGGCUUCUGUUGGGGAUGACUGUUUUUUAUUUGAGUAUAAACCGAACACUUGUGAGUAAGUCAGCUCCAUUUUUACUUCUUCAGUCACUAGUUUUACUCUUAAUAAUGACCGGUACAUUUAGGAGGAGGUCUCAACCAAGAUACUUAUCUUUAGUUAUCUUAUUCAGUCGUCUGAGAUACAACGGAUCACGAUAAGCAUUUUUUCAAAACUUAAGUAUGAUACUGGCGGACAGAUACAGUUUCACUGUAUUUAUUUCACUUUGACUGACUCCCAGAUGUAGAUAGAAAAGCAGAAACUUUUGUUGAUUUUAGCUUUUUGUUGUCUCAGCUGUGUUCAGGACAGGGAUCAUGUUUCAGUCCCAAGAGCAAAAAUAAAAGAGCGUUCCUUGGAUGACCCCAAUUUCCAAGCUUAGGCAUGGAGGUUAGCUGCCGUCUGGUACUCAAAUCUUAGGGUAAAUGUUGUUUACGAUAACACACCGAAAUGAUUCAUGUCUUAUCUUUAGAUGGUACCCACAGUUCAUCUGACCCCUGGAACUCAUCCAAUGGGAUCAGUCAGCCCGGCUAUGGGGCAAUGCUCCCAGGAUCUUCAUCUCACAUGUCACAGUCAGGAAACUACAGCAGCCUGCAUGCACACGACCGUUUGGUAAGCAGAUUGUAAAUAACUCUGUGAUACACUGUGAGAUUUCAUCUGCAUUAUGAAGCACACAGAGCAUGUAAAUAUUUUUUCAGUCUUCAACCGACUCAGCGUAGCUCCUGUCAUUGGAGGGUGUGUGUGUUAAACUGUGGUCUGGUUAUUAUCAGUGGAGACCCUGCUGACCCUCUUUAUGUCACUGUUUGAUCUGCUCUGGCCUGUUUCAGCUGGCUGGGCAUCACAGGGAGCCUGCAGAUGCUGCCUGCCUUGUCUUUAUUACUGUCCCCCCCUGUAACUUUUGCUUUAUCACAGCCUGAGAGGACAUAAAAUUCAGUGAAUAAAUAAACUCUUUCUUUCUUUCUUUCUUUCUUUCUUUCUUUCUUUCUUUCUUUCUUUUUUUCUUUCUUUCUUUCUUUCUUUCUUUCUUUCUUUCUUUCUUUUUCUCACUCUCACACAUUGGAGACUAAAAAUAGACCCUUUCCUUUUCGUAUCUUCCAGAAUUACCCCCCACACUCAGUCUCUCCAGAUAUCAAUGCCAGUCUUCCACCUAUGUCCAGCUUCCAUCGGAGCAACACCAACACUUCCCCAUUCGUCAGCGCGGUGCACACUUCGACUGCCAACACGGCCGAUGGGGUCAUGGGUGCGUUCUCCUGUUGACAGUUCAACUAUAUGCUCAGAAUGACUAAUUCAAUGGUCCUGAUGUAAUCAUUGCUGUUUAUUCAUUCAGUAAAAGAAGUGAGUCAGGCAGUUUGACAGCUGCAUUGUGUAGAGCGAUCGCUCUUCAUUUGUCUGAAUUUGCCUCUAUAAAACCUCCUCCUGUGUGUUUUCUUAGCGGCUGCAAAUCGAGGGAACACCACUGGAAGCUCACAGACUGGAGACGCACUGGGGAAGGCUUUAGCCUCGGUGAGUUAUAGGCCCACAUUUAUUUGACUCUACAUCCCUGUUGAAAAGAUUCCCUCCACUGUACUGACGGUUCAUUCAUGAUAAACAAUACUUUUUGGUUUUAUGUGCUUGUGUGUUUGUCUUGGUUUGGCUGUUUUUACAGAUGUGAUGCUUACUUUGAACAUGAUAUCAUAAAUGCUCAUAUCCCUGAUCAAUUUUCCAAGUUACUGAUCAUUAGUGUGCAGCUUUGUCUGGAUUUCUCACCUUUUCACCAGCAGAAGUCACUGCAUUAACCCGACGACAGGGUGUUGAACUUGGGUCUAACUGGUGUGCAGUCAGGCUCCAUAGUCAUGUUGAUCUCUGUACAGGAUACAAUAAUGGCUCGUUUUUCCUCUAAAGAAGGUGACCUCUGUAAUCAUGCAGGGAAUUAAGUGCUAUACUGACUGCUGAUUAAAAAAGCCCAGAGGACAUGUUCGUAGUUGUUUUUUGGCCUAAGCCUGGAUAAAUGCGGGCUUAAACUAAGAGUAUUCAAGAAAGAGAAUUGUACAUUCAAAAUACUUCUAAAGCCCGUGGAUUACAUUGAACAGUGGAGAGCUGGUGCAGAUAUGUUUGACGUCCUGUAAUGCAUCUUGAUAAUUUCUGCUGACAGUGGUUUAUCAAGGAGGGAAACAUGUCAGUCUCACAGAAAUACAGAUUUACACUGAUCUGAUUUUUAGAUUUUUACUGUCAAUGAAAUUUAAUAAAGUUCUGUUGUAUGAAUAAGAAGGUUUUGGAGAUAGAGUGUUGUUAAACAUGAUUCUGUCAGAUGGCCAAAAAGAACCACCUGGGAGAACACUGGUUUACAGUAUGACUGGAAAUAAUGGACGCACACGCUUGGACACUCAGACUUUUUUUUUUUUAUCUGGGAGAGUGAACUUCCCAUUAAAUGAAAAUGGAAUUUUUUGUUUGAUGGGAUAAGGGAAAAAUGAUUCUUUUUUUAGGGAUUAAAUAUUUUUCUGCCUUUUUCUUUCAUUGAGAUUUAAUUUACAUUCUACUUUAUGAUAAGCUGUUUUGGAUCUGAAAAGCUGAAUCAAACAAUUUCUCCUUCAAAACAGUUGCAUAGACAUGAGGUGCAGAUCGAUAUAUUCUUGUUUGGUUUUGGAAAAGUGUUUAUUUUACCCAAAGUGGCUCCAGCUGCACAUUAGGGGGAGUAUUCCUUACCAGUGUGGAGGGAAAAUAUGAGUUUAGCAUUGGUAAUAACAAAUUAAGUCCUUUAUAUCUGCAGACUCAGCUCUAUUAGCAUGACAAAGCUGGAGUGAAAUGGACACGGUUGGACUGGGGUGGGGGGCGGGUGGAUGGAGUGAGGGGCACAGGGGAGUUUAACACGGCUGUGGCUCAACUCCACGGGCCACCCUUUGUAGAGCUUUUGUUCUCCGCCCUUUUAAAUUGGCCGUGCUUAUUGGUCCCAUGCCGCCUGCGGGAGCGUAACUGAUGAUGAGGCGGGGCUUCAUUUAUUCCAGUAAAAUGAGCCGUGUUUCACUCUAAAUGCACCAUUAUAAGGAAAGUCAUAUAUUUGGGGGUCAGAAGUCACGGUUAUAAACCUCUUUUCUUUAGAGGAACAAGAAAUAUUUGGCGGAUUGUUUGGAGUUUUAUUAGUUGCGGAAUAUUAAUCCUCCUUACUUUUUGACUGAAUUGCGUGUCUGAGAAGGAAAAUGCUGUGCAGAGAGAAACACUGUGCUCCCAGAUUGCAAAAAGAAAAAAAAAAACAUGAAUAAUCAUUCCUCCUUUUUUCCAACAACAGCCUAUCCCUCCUCCUCCACCACACUGUGCGACUCACUUCAGUGAAACCCCCAUCCUGAAACUCCAAGUUGAUUGAAAAACUAAAGCCCAGAGAUCAAGAUUGAAUAAGGAGAUUAUUAAUAAUGAGUGCGUUCUAUCAUCCCUGCAGAAGUCAAACGCUUUUCAUUGAGCUCAAUUUGGUCUUAACUUGGACGAGAAAUCUCAGUGGAUCUGCAGUUUUUUUUCUCUGCUAAUUAGUCAGCGUCCAGCAGUAAUACCCGGACUUCUCAGAGACAUGCUCCAUUAUGGCACAAUAUCCUCUUAUUACAGAGAAAAAAAAUCAGGGAUGUGUUUGUGCUUUAAUCCAGCAUUUGUUUAAACAAAUGAAAUCCCUGUGGAAGUUCUGAGGAGGUAAUCUCCUCUUUCCCUUGUGAUUGACAUGUCAUCCUAAAACUCACUGACCCAAGUGUAACCUAGCAGAGGAUGCAACAUGCAAAAAAAGCAAAACAAACAAUACAAACAAUACAAAGCUUUCACUCUACUCGUUCUCUGCAGAGAGGACGGUGAAAAACAUUUAAAGAAAUUGAGUUAUUUCAUCUAGAAAACAACCUGAAUCUCAGACCAUCAUCUCAGAGACUGGAUAUCAACUCGUAUUAAACAAACUUAACAGACAUAUUGUAAAAGUAAUAAUUCUGAUUUAGAAAUUAGUCUAUUACAUGACAGAGUUAUAGUUUACAGUUUAUUACUACAUUAUGAUGCAUUAUGUGUCAAUCACUUUGUUAUCUAGUGUGGCUUCUUUAACUUCUGAAUCUCCUCUUAUCUAAAAUAAAGUAAUCAUACCUGUAAGAGCGACUGUAGAAAGUGAAUACAUUCACAAAAACACCAUACCCCCUCUGAUUCAUUUUUUUUUUACAUUAUGUGUUGUAUAACUUGGGUUGUUAAUUAUUUGUGUCAUUGUUGUGACUACAAAUCCCAAUAUGUAUGAAUACUUGUGUUUUAGUGAAAUGACUGGUUAAGCAGUAACACUUAAACUCAGCAAAGAGCUCUCUAUAUCACAGUUAUGGGCUGAGAGUCCUGAAGGAUCUGAUCCUGAAACCACCUCUGGCCAAGACUCUAGCUUCAUGUUUUCUAGGUUUUAAACUUAUUAGUCUUUUUCUUUUUAUUUGUCUUUUUUCUAAAUAAGUUAGACAAACACAAUCAAUGUAACUGAUCAUGGAUGUAAAAUAAUCAUGUUACACUUAAUUUCCAGGUGAAUUAAAAAGUGAAUCAGUCAAAAUAAUGAUAAAAGUCCAGUUUUUUUAGAGCUUGUUUUCCAGUUACAUUUCUAAGACUCUGAGUUUCUCUGCAGAAAUCUUGUUCUGUCUCUUGGUUUCUUUUUCGCCCAUAUUUCACUGACUUAACGAAGUGGAUAUAUUCACAAACAUCAAAGUGAAUAUUGUUUAUGCUUCGUUUUGUGAAGACCGUGCUCUGAGGCCAAAUCAGUCUGACUAGCUCAUAUGUAUUCACCCGGCAUUUUUACGACACCCUUGCAGUAAAGCCCACAUUAUGGAUGAUACAUUUGAGGCUUGAAGAUGCUGCAGCUGCAUACAAUCUAAAGAAACAGCUGCUGAUGGUGCAUUAACGCUGAAUCUCAUUUUCUUUCCACUUCUCUUCCAGAUUUACUCACCUGACCACACUAACAGUAGUUUUCCAUCCAACCCCUCGACACCCGUGGGGUCUCCUUCACCUCUGACUGCCACAGUGGGGGCUGCCUCAGCGGGAACAGUAGUGACUGCAUCCAGCACCUCAUCUGGACGGCCAGGUAGAGCAACAGAGCUUGGUUUUAUUCUGAUCACAGCAAUACUAAACCCUCUCUGUGAAAAAAGACAGGCACUGCACAGCAGCCGCUGCUUUCAGACUUGUGAUGUGUGUGAGUGACACAUCAGAUUGUUUUAGAAUUAGGCCAUGACCUGAAAUAGCCAAGCUAAUUAAGAGGCUUUUAUGAAUACGUGUUUAAUUAAUUUAAUUACUUUUACUAUGUAGUGCAGUCGCUGGAUUAAUUAAAGCCCAAGCAGAGUGAUGUGAGAACUUUUGCUUAAACUUAAUUUAAUAUCCCUUUUAAUGGUGAAAGAGCUCUAAUCAUUCUACGCUCAUUCUUCAUGCUUUAUCUGUGCCCAGGCAGUUAAUACCAUUUCUACAUUAAUCCAUUCUAGGAAAGCUCAGUUCAGUCUGACAGGAAGCUGCACAGCCACUGAAACAACCGUUACAACAAGUAUUUAAGGUCCUGUCACAAAAUACAGAAAUAGAAACAUAUUUAUGGUGUUUUCUGCUGCUAUGACAACACUAUCGAUCUUAAGCAAAGAGACCCUGUGACUGGUCGUGACCAAAACUUGAGCACACAGUUAGUUGUUCUUUAUAGUAUGAAAUAUUCCUAGUUCAUUACACCUUUACACCUUUACCUUGAAACAACAACUUUCUGCCCAGAUGUCUGAAGUUAAAUUAAGAAAAGGAGCAGGGCUGGACCUUAAAGACACUUAAAUGAGUGUAACAUUUUUUAUGUUUUAAUUGGGUUUUAAUUUACAUCUUUGAAAGGCUUACGUGUGUGUGUGUGUGCGUGCGUGCGUGUGUAUUUUGAAAAGCUGUUAUCCAAGUUUUAUGACUUUGGAUAGGGGUUUGUGGAAUCUGCCCUGCUCUGUAAUAUGAAUCAAUUUUAGGGAGUAGAUUUGGUAUUAUAUAAUGUCUUUUUUUCUUUUGAGUGAGAUUUUUGAGGAUGAACUAACAGACUGGCCUCUUGCGUUGUUUUCGUGUUGUCCAAAUAAUAUAAAGAAGAUAAGCCAAAAACAGUGCCAGGCAAGUGCCAAGGGGGGGCAGCCGGGGAAAGCCCACCUUGUUGUUAUAGCGGGCAGUUGUGUCAUGUGUAGUAAUGGAGUGGCGACAGCUGUCUCUACGUGUGCCCCCCUCAUCCUCAGCUGUUGCCCUGCCCCAUGGACAGCUGUUCCCCACCAACACACACACACACACACACACACACACACACACACACACACACACACACACACACACACACACACACACACACACACACACACACACACACACCAGGCAGCAAAAGACCUCAUUUAUCUGCCAGUGGAUGAAGCAGGGUGGCUGUGACUCAGCUGAUGAGGAACCAUCACAGACUCACACAGGGAGAUCUUCCCCUCCUGACCUUUUUACAGUAGUACAGAGUGUCAUACCUGGAUGUGUGACAAUGUCCUUUACUCUUCAUCCUGUUCAGAAAUUGAAAAUUGUUGUAAUUUAUGCGGUAUGCAAUUUUGCCUCAAAUUUUAGAUAUUUUAUGACAAAUCUGAUAAAGUUCAGUCUUUGUAUUUCAUUGGUUAAACUAAUAAAAAACAAAAACAUACUGGUAUUUCACUUCAUCUGGAACUUCGUAAAACUGAUUCUCAUUUUAUUAAUAUUCAACCUCAAAAGUUAGGAAAAAAAAUUGCACAGAAUUUGUCUGGUUGUUGAAAAUCUAUUCAUCAUUAGGAUUACACCAACAUAGAGCACAUUACUCAAGACUGGUUUGUUCAAUUAGCCCUCUCUGCUGCCCCAAGGGACCAAAGCCCCUGGCCAAUUUUUCAUAGCUGCCAGGCAGCAGAGGCUCAUGCAGACUCCCUGUCUCACUCACCUGGGAGAGAGAUGUAAGCUUUUUUCAUUUCCUCCAUCUAUUAAUUCAAGUCUGGUUUCUUUUUGAAGACACAGGGAAACUCAUCCAAGUGACAGUCAGUGAUCUUGAAUCAAUGGAAAACAAAUAUAACAGGUUUCAUGACUCUCAUACGGGGUAAUUUUUUCUUCUUAGUUUCUUCGUAGUCAUGAUUAGAUGUUAACACUCAUGGUUCUUACAUCAAUUUCUAGAGGAAUAUUUUGCCUCCAGAGACAGCGAAAGCCACCGGCUUUACAAACCUGGGAAACAGCUCAUGAUUUUAGACAAAUUAAAGUCUUAAGUUUGUACAUCUCCUCUUAAUCGCAGAUACUAUGUUCAAUUUUAGAUUCAUAAACAACGUCUUCAUCACUUGGUUGUGAAGUCUUUGUAUCAGAAUGUAGGCUCAGUUUGGGAACCAUCCACCAUGAAGCCCUGAACCCCAAGAGGUUCACAGUUACCCUAUCCUGUAAAUAACAUGGGAAUUGUUCAUUAUGUCAAAGUCUAUGAAGGUUGUGUGAUUGUAUAAUACAUCGCCGUGCAUUAUGAAUAGCAGGCGGGAGACUUGGACUUUAGGGCUUCAGGAAGAGACAGAGAUGUUGAACUGGAACUUGAAAUGUGAUGAGCAGAUGUGGAUUCCUUUUUCCUUCAGCUUUAAUUUGGAACAGAUCAAAUCAGCUUGAUUUGCUUUCCUGUACUGGUCUGUAGAUUAACUUCUUGGCCGACAGAAAAGCACAAAAGCACAACUCUGAAUUUUCACCAGCCUACAGUAAAUAGUGAUCCCCUGUGCAGAGAGUCUUCCAUUUCUUUCUAUUUGCAUUGCAUGAUUAAACCGACUCUUUAUUGGGAAUGAAAGGGAGAAAACUUCCUUGGUGGAUUGGCUUUGUGAGACUAAUUAGAUGAAAUGUAACAAUGGCGCUCAGAUGUGAAUGGUAUUUAACCCAAGAGGCCAAACUUGCUUUAUUCACUGUAAUUAAAAACUGUGUUUAAAUCACCAAAAACGGCAAAGAAAGAGCCAACCAAGCUAAACAAGCAAAUGUAAUGCAAGAGUUUGAACUUGAUUGAACCCAGAUGCUUUGGCGCUUUUCCUUCAUCAAACACCCUGAUGAAGGCCACAUGCUGAAACUCCUCUCAACCCCUCCUUAGUAUCAACCAUCUAAUGUGUUUCUAGAGGCUCAAAAGUUUCCAGGAGAAAAGAAGUGUGGAGGAAAUCUAGCGCUUUAAAUGAGAUCGGUCAGAGCUCACAUUGUUCUCCAGUCUCUCAUUACAAUGCUUAUUUAUGUGCAGAUGUUCGGGGUGGAAGUGGGCAUUAGAGGAAGCUUCCGCCAAGAGGCAGGAUGCAGUCCAGUCAUCAGGAAGUGAUGCAGUGUAGCCGCUCAAAGAUAGAAAUAACCUGUAUAGAACAACAAGACAGCAUAAAAUCAGGAUGUCAGUGUGUUAUGGCUGCGUGUAAUUGUGUUUGUCAGCGAACUUUUGUGUCGGUGCAGAUAGUGGAGCAGGAAAACAGAUAUCAGACAUGUUGAAACUGACUUUAAAGAUUGCAUUUAGUGACCUCUGAUACAUUGCUUUCUCUUUCUCUCUCUCAUCAGGUACCAACCAGUGGCCUCGCACCAGUGGUCAGACUCCCUCCUCCCCCAGUUAUGAGAACUCUCUUCACUCACUGGUAAGUUCCCGAUCUCCCCCCUGUCCUCCAGUGAAUGCAGAAUAUGAUAGAUGCUCAUCUUACACUCAGCUAGCAUUACAGGGAGAUUCCUGACUGACAAAUGUUAAACUGUGGAAGAUGGGGGGCCGAGAAAUAACCAAACCGAACAAUACCUGUCCCUUGGGGCUUGCCAUCUGUCCUCCAACUCUGUGGGUCAGGACGGGGAUGACAGUUGUGGGAGGGGUUUAGUUAAAGAGUCACGGGGGCCGCUGAUGUGGGGACUGCAUCUGUUUGCUAAACCACUUCUCCAGGAUUCCUCCGCUGCUAUGAGACCACAGAUACAGAUCAGCUUACAUCCAGUACACUACCUGAUGCAUAUGUUUACAGUUUGUGCGGGGAAUUUCAAUAAAAAGAAAUAAGCAGUAUUAGCUUGGAAAUGUCAAAAAUGAUCCAACUUACAUGGUUUGAGAAUAAACGAGGCUCAGAGAGAACAUGUUUACAGAAGUUUUUUUCCCCUUGACAUCGCUACACAUCUGAUUUGUUUAUCAUACAUGUGUUUGCUACAGUUUGCAGAUAGUUUAAAAGGACUUUCUUAGUCCAACAGGCUUCUAAAAAAUGAUUGAAAGAGUUUUUGAACAUGCUUGCCUAUAUUUAUUGUGAGAAUUAGCUAGAAAGAGAGAGAACACAGAGCAAACAGUGUGAGUGAAUGAUAUUAGAAAACCUGAAAUGUAGCUGCUGGUUAAAGGAAUGAAGCAACAAAAUUCAGUUCUGUUUGAAAUGACACUAACAGAAACCUCACACCACGGUACAUCACUGUCCUAAGAAAGAGCAGCAGCAGUGCAUGAGCUUGAAGUUAUUUCCAAGGGUUGUAUAAUGUUUGUAGACUGAGUUGAUUCUGACACGCAAGAGAGAGAGAAAUCAAGGAGCUACUGUGUAAAAACGCCCUUAUCUUUGUUUCAACUUUCGACACAGUCCAGUUACACAAAGCAGUGGAUAAGAAUUAGCAUUUUAAAAAGUCUCUCUUACAUACAGAAUACUAUGAGCUUAACUUUAAGCAAGGAAGUCUCAUUUUUCAUUACACCUCCAAGUAUUAUUUUUCAGAUUCCAAGCAAAACUUUUUUUUUGGCUAGUUGGUACAAUAACAUCAGUGAGACAACCAUUAAUUUUGACAUAUUCUUGAAGACUCAACUGUAAAAACAGAAAACAUCAAGUUUGAGGACUUUUCCAAGCACUCUUUCGUUCUUUCUUUCCAUUCCAGCCUGAAUGAAUAAAUCAUUUUUCUGACACGCAGUGAGGCAGAGUUCAAAUGAUGACAUAUUUUCAGGAAAUGUUUAGAUGUUUUAAUAUUCCCUGGCAGUCUGUGGUUGAGGCAAAACAAUUUCAGACUUUGGAAAACCCUUUUCACUCUAGAAAUCAGUGAUAACUAACGGUCUGAAUCUGAGAGUUCAGGAUAAGAUUACAUUUACAUGACUUUUCCUGUUGGGUAAUAUGGUAAGUGGGCUACUGAUUAUAGUUCUCUUGUGUAUUUCUGUCAGUAAAAUAGGUGAUUUUAAUAACCCAGAGGGCAGUCUUUUGCUUCAAAACAAUUCAGUAUAUUUCAAGGGUGUUUUUAUAUACUGUAUCUCAAAGUUGGUUUUGGACAAUGCAAAACACAUUUAUUCCAACCAGAGAAAAGCAUAAUACAAAACUUGAAAUUCAUUUUUUUGUGAGUGCAUUAUGUUUAAAACAACCCACUGCAUGUGAACUUUGUGCUUUUCUCUCACACUAGCCUGUGACGAGAAAAGACAAACACUGAAAACUGGGUUUCCAAUUUGAUUACAAACGCUCUCAUCCUCCCAAAGUGAAUGGUCAGCAGCUUUGUGCCUCCUUCUAAAUCCUGCUCCUCUUUUGUGUCUUUAAAAAAAACCAAUCUCUAUCCUCAGAGUGUUUUUCCCCUGCAUUUAUCGAUACUGAUCUCUUUUCAUAAUCCUGUCUUAUUCUUAUUUGACUUUGCCAGAAAAACAGAGUUCAUCAGCAGUUACAUGAGCAUCUCCAGGAUGCCAUGUCUUUCUUAAAGGAUGUCUGCGAGGUACUCUUCAGAUAGAGUCUUUUACUCUUUACAUGUCCCAUAUGUCGCUCCUCAUUUUAUUUUCUCUCACGAGUUCUGCUUGCAGUCCACAUUCCUCACAGUGAGAUGUAAAUUCAUUUUAUUGCCUUUGUUGCCAUAAAGCCAUGUUACAUUGUCUAAUAGGCCGUUCCAGCUUGCAGUAAUAAGUCUAAAUUAACUCUCUAUUGAUCAUUGUUUCAGUUCAACAUGAAUGGAGACAUUUGUCGACUUUGACAGCUGAAGCUGAAACGGCUCUGUUGAUCUUGCAUUUGAAUUGCCUUCGUUAUCUUCUGUUUCGGAUGAGUUUUGUUUCGUUUCAAGUCCACUCCAUACAAUCAGUGUUUUUAUUUUUGGUCUUAAUGUGCUUAUACUAAGCUGCUCUGUCCUCUCUUCCUCUCUUCUCCUCUCCCUAACCUUCCACUCCUCACUUCCUUUGGUCCUCCCAGUCUCGAAUGGAAGAUCGUCUGGACAGACUGGAUGAUGCAAUCCUUGUUCUUAGGAACCAUGCCGUGGGCUCCACCGCCAGUCUGCCCAGUGACUUACACAGUCUGCUGGGACAGGCACAAAAUGGGCCAAUCGCAGCCAUUGGAGCAAACUUCCCUGCCUCUGCAUUGGUUCCAAGUCGGACAGCAGCAAUGGUAUGACAACCUUACUGAAGUAUUUCGAAGAAGCCAUUGUGUAUAUAGGUAAAAAAAUAUAUAAGCUUCUAGUGCUGCUUUCUGUUAUUUGUAAAACUCCUCAAAGAGAAAUCUUGACCACCUGUUCAAAACAGGUCUUUUUGUCAUGUGAGGGAGUGAGACAUUUUUCCACACACGAGGAGUUGAAUUUAUCCUGACAUAUUUUCCAUAAGUGUAAUGGCUGGCCUAAGGCUUACCCUCCUCCUGAGAGUGCCUCUAUACACAGGGGUGAAAGGGAAAUGAGAAAAACAGGCAUAAUGGAGCAAAGUUAUGCAUUAGUGUAGGAUGUGUUUGUGUGUUGCAAUCCCUCAAGGAAUUUAGGUCUCAGUAUAAAUCAUGUGUUCACCCAACCUCCAUCUUGCAUAUUUCAUUCCAAAGAGCCAAGAGAUUUGGACACAUCUGCAGUGAAAAUUAAAUGGAGCGACUCGUCCAACUGUAAUCCAGGGUUGUGUGGAAACCCUUGUGGGAGUCAUAGACUAUAAAAUAAAAGAGCAUUCAAUAUUUUGUCUCUGAAUGAUGUUUUUUUUAUUCAUGCAAGGUUAUCUGAAGUUAAGACAGUGGAUUCUUUCUGUGAUAAACAUUUCAUCAGGUGUUCCUCUCAGGCCAAGUCUUGAGUUCUAGCUGGAUUCUCGAUAAACAAAAGUCCAAAUUUAUUCGCUACACUAUCAUGUUGGAUCUGAAGGCAGAGCAGCGGGUCAAGGAAUUAGAGAGUAUUUGUCAUUUUGGCUCAUUAAGUGACUCAAACUUUCACUUAUCUAAAUGUUUUCCAGUUAUUUUUGCGCAGAACUGAAUCCAUCAGUCAACUGUGUGAUUCAACUCAGAGUGUUACGUUUUGCCUUUAAACCUGACCUCAUCCAUGACAGUAAACACAUAAUUUUAACAUGUUUCCACACACACUCUCAAUCAGAAAAUAUCAUCUUUUUGUUGACAAUAUGAAAUAAAAAAAUAUUUGAAAGCAUCAAUUUUGAGGACUUUUUCAACUGCAGUGAUUUGACUUUUUGGUGUUUUCUCCCACUCUCCUCUGUGCUCUCAAACCUCAUUUUCCAGCAUUAAUAGAUCUGAAGAGCAGUUUAAGUUCCUGGUUUGUCGUUAGGCUCUGUGUGUUUUCUGUCAUUCAGUGUUUUCUCUCUGCUGCUGAGACUGUUGCAUCGUAGCGUCGUGUCUUGUCUCCUAACAAGAAGGCCUCUGUGGUUGUCAGAGGAGCUCAGUUUGAUGUAUUUGUUACAGAGAGCUGGGUUGUGGCAGUGAUGUUGACCGACUGCAACUGUGAGAUAGAACAUACUGUGUCUGCACUAACACAGCACUUCCUGUGUGGGAAGAGAUCCCCUCAGACAGAGCUCACCAGACUCAGUACAGGCUUUUUACUCGGGCUGACACCCGCCCGUCACCCCCUUCCACCUCUUUUCAUCACUUCUUUUUAACAACCCAGGAAAUCUGAAUCGCUGGAAACGUGUGUCUGAACCCACGGUCUCCACCCAAAUAAGAGCUCCUCAGCUGUAUGGUAAUCAGCCUGAGCCAUGAAAAUGGCAGCGUUCUUUUCACGCCAGAGCCCCGGCCUCCCUCCUCCUCCUCCAGACAAAGAGUUGUUUGGACACCUGUUGAGAGCACAGCAAAGAUUAGCGUAGCACUGAGGAAGGGGAGGGUCUCAUGGUGAUGGGGUUAAAAGAGGCCAACAGUGACUCGGGAUCACAUUCCUUAAGAAAAAGGGGGAAUACACUCCACCCUUGCUGAUGAUUUCUCCGCCUCUCUCUGGUUCUCUGAAGGGAAAUCAAAAUGUUAAAGAACAUUUGGGAAACCUCAUGAAGGAGGGACUUUGUGGUGCAACAUGGUGGGAGGUGACGGGUUUUUAAGUUACGACUGUGGACAGAAAAACAUGGAAAUGGUCGGACUCUGAAGUGGCUCCAGCGUGACAUCUUUUGAAACUAAACAUUGCAGGAUUUGUCUUCUUUUAGACAUAAACUACAGACACAGUCUAAGUUGUGGUUACAGAGAGCUUAGCAUGAGAAUGCCAAGCAGUACGUUGCAAAUCAUUAUAUUGCAUAAACAGAUACAUAAAGGAGUUUUCUAAAUGUUUCAUGAAAGGGAGCUUUUUUUUGGAAAGUAUUGUUACAAAGAUGGCUUUUUCUAUUUUUAAGUCCAGGUUUUGUAUUUAUAACAUGUUGUAAAGCAAACUGUCGAAGCCCCCCAGGGCUGAAAUAAAGGCCGUCCCUGUUUUAGACUACUGUUCAAAGAAGUAGUCCAAUUGUGGGCUUUCAAACAUCACACAGUUUGAAUUCUGUCUCAUUUUCAAGUUUUCAGUUGGUACAUAUCAUUAAAUAUAUGAAAACACCUUCUUUAGAAAUCUGUGGUCACCCUGGCUCCAUCUCACUGGUAACUUCCAGUCAUGGCCCCUUUUUUUAGAUCUUCAGUUUGACACUCCUCUAGCUCAUUGGUUUUUAAGUUGUCUCCAGAGAGUAUCAGCGUCCUCCUCUGACCUGCUUGUCUUUCCUGUGUGUGUUGCAGCAGGGUGGUGCCCACGCUGAUGAUGCUGUCAGUCUGAACAACAACCACGGAGGUCUGCCUGGCGCUGGCUCCGCAUCCAGCACAGAACUCAGCCACCAAGUAGAAGCAUUCAGAGGUCUGAGACAGUCCCAUCACCCCAUUAAACUUUUAAUUGAUAAUGAUUAACAACAACUCAGCUAAUGCUCAGUGUCUUACCUCCAGCAGGUCUCACUUCAGCCCUGGCUGGCCAGGUGCCUGCCACCCUGGAGCUGAAGGUGGAGAAACAGGACAAGGAUGAGAUGCAGGAUAACCUGUCUGCAGAUGAGAAGUCUGAUGAUGAGAGUGAUAAAAGAGAUAUGAGGACACCCAGAGCAGGAACACGUACGAGGUAAGAGCACACAAACAGUCUAUUCCUAAAAAACGAGUGCCUCCAGGGUUAAAGUUAGUGAAGUUUAGACAUAAAUAUUAAUUUGGAUAGAGAAUUGUUCAAGCCAAGGGUUCCUUUGGGUUCGGGUUAGCACUUGUUUCAAUUGCACCAACCACAGCCAGAAAGAAAGAGAGAUCGAAAGGUUCAAGCAGUAGCUCAGACUUUGACAUUUAUAUGUACAGAUUGUUCCUAAUUUAAUGAUCAACAAAGUUUCCUGUAAUGAACCUCUAACCCUUUCUGACAUUGAUGCACAAUUGCAGCUUUAAAAUUGUCUCUAGUUCUUAUCACUUAUCUUGCAGCAAUAAAGGCAGUCUGUAAAAAUUCAUAACAUCCAGCACAAUGUCGAAAAUCUGCCUUUUACAUUAUCGAUAAGACUCCUCUAAUGUUUUAUUACAGUAAGUUGACACAGUAGUGCAGUGAAUGUUGUUUUAUGAUAGUGUUGGGAGGUAUACCUCCCAAACUUAACCAUUUGAUUGGUUAGGUUUGGGUGCGCUCCAUAUAAUAACCAGCGUGUACAGCAGACUGCUUGACAUAGUUUCGACGAAGGAGAAACAGCUUCAUUGGUGGAGAUUAGUGGCAGUACUGAGCAAACUGAGGCAGCCCAGCCCACCCAACAUGAGGAAGAGGAGGAGGAACUCAUUUCAAGAUUUUGUUCAUACCACCCAACACUAUUUUAUGGAGUGUAAGACUGCAAGAAUUAUCGAUUAAGCUUUCCAUUUGGUUGUUGGACAUGUUCACAUUACCACUAAUCACCAGAUGCUAAUGAACAGUUUUGGGCCCCCUUGUGGUCUGUUGCAUUAGGGCGGCAAACACAAGUUGUGCCCUUGCCAGUGUGACCCUGACCACAAAUGUUUUUCUUCCCCAGGCUCUAUAACAGCUCUGACUGCAGGUGUAUGUCUUUUCUCACAGUUUAACUGAAGAUGAGGACCUGAACCCCGAGCAGAAAGCUGAGCGUGAGCGCGAAAGGAGGAUGGCAAACAAUGCCCGUGAACGCCUGAGGGUGCGAGACAUCAACGAAGCCUUUAAGGAGCUGGGUCGGAUGUGCCAGCUGCACCUGAAAAGCGAGAAGCCCCAAACCAAACUGCUCAUCCUCCAUCAGGCUGUGGCCGUCAUACUUAACUUGGAGCAGCAAGUCAGAGGUCAGUGUCAGAAAUACCUCUUUUCAAUUAAUCAGGCAUCUUCAAAAAGCGUCAUAUUUUCCUGCAGGCAGCAACUUUAUGUGUCACAUCCAGAGCAGAAAUUGUAAAUUGAGUACAGAACGUGUAAAGAAGAGUAAUGCACUAAAGAGAACUGCACUCUGAUGUAAAGGCGGACAAGUCAGUAACAGAGCUGCAAAAAAAGGAGUCACAGCCAAACUAUCACUUAUCAGAAAAAUACUGCUGCUAAACCAAUCGAGUCAUCUGUGCUAAAACAUCUGAGUUUGAUAGACAGAGGAUAAAGUUAUUAUAAUGAAGUCAAAGGGAGGCUAAUGUUGUCAUUCUGGUGAAUUUGUGUAAAAUGCACUCAAGUUUGGUUUUGUGAUUUAAACCCACAGAGCGAAAUUUGAACCCCAAAGCAGCCUGCCUUAAGAGGAGGGAGGAGGAGAAGGUGUCUGGGGGCUCUGGUGACACUCAACAAGCUCACACAGGUGUCCAUCCUGGCCUGACUGACACAUCCAACCCCAUGGGCCACCUCUGA
Xyrichtys novacula (pearly razorfish) is the source of this 68092-nucleotide messenger RNA. The record is from the annotation of a GenBank genome assembly. NCBI's taxonomy places the organism in Eukaryota, Metazoa, Chordata, Actinopteri, Labriformes, Labridae.